GCAAGGAAGGCGCGCGCUAAGGAGGGAGGAGAGUGGUGUAAAUAAACGCAAUAAAUCCAGGGGAAACCGGAAAAAGGGAAAACCAGGAGCAUUUACCUGAGCUAUUCCUUGCUGGGGAAAAAGAAGGAAUGCGGGAGAAAUGUGUGGAGAAAGCAAGAACAUAAAACUCCCACUCGAUCCUAAGCGCUUUACCUGGAGGUCAACCUCCCUGAGCAGGCGCGGCGCUUACUUCCGAGUAAACGUGGCUAGGCCGGCUGCCGAUCCGAGGUGCUGGGGGGGGGGGGAGGCAAGCGGGAGGGGGGACGAGGUGGCAGAGGAGGAGGAGGAGGAGGGAGAUUUCGGGUUGGGCCAAGGCGCGCGGAGCCACUUUCCGCCAGCUGGGAGGAGGGAACGGCGAUGGGUUGCUGGAAAGGGGGGGAGGGGGGAGGGAAGGGCCAGGGCAGAGGAGAGAGGGGUGGGGGAGCCGCUUCGGAAACUUCCUUCGGCUCCUUCUCUUCCCGCAGCAGUUUCUGCCGCCGGGCCGCCGCCGGGCCCCUGCCAUGCGCGCCGCGCGCGUCCCAGCGCAGCUGGCCCUGGCGCGCUGAUCUCCCCGACGGGCGAGCCGUUUCCACGCGGGCUCGGCGGUUCUGUGCCCUCCUAUGGACGACGCGAGCCCCCUAUCCCCCAAGGCCAACGCGUUCAGUAUCGCCUCUCUGAUUUCAGCCGCUGAGCGCGAGGGAAAAGGAGGCGGCGACGAAGAAGACGACGACAACGACGAGGAGGUUGCAGUCGCUGCGCUGGACUCCGAGCCCAGCGCCGCCGUCGGUGGGGGCCUGCGCAGACCUUACAGCCCCUCCGCUGCCGCCGCUGCCGCCGCCCGGAGGAGGAUGCAUUUUAGCGCCGUUACCCGGGACAUGGAAGGUAAGCGGCGAAGAGACUCGAGAAAUUUGCUUUUAAAUAAAUCAGUUGGUGGGGAGGGGAGAGGGGAUGUCUGCAAAAAUAUGUGGCGCCCCUCAGCCACUGCUUAGCGCAGCCGGCACCCAGAGGUCAAGGGCGAAGGGAGCUCCGGGGAUCUCGCCCACAGAAACUCGCACAACUGCACAGUUUGCUCGGAUACUCUCCUCCCGGUUAGAGCAACCCAGCUCUGCCGCGCUCGGAGACCCGGAGACGGCCCAAGGGGCUGUGUUGCAGCAAGGAAACCUUUUGACAACAGCCUCAAACAAAGCAAAACCCAACGCCCCAGUCCCUCUGCGCCGCGCACGCCGACACCUGGGAAUUCAAGGUGCCUGGGCUUACUUCCGAGUAGACACGCCUCCGCUUGCCCUGCGCCGGCUCCCUUGCUCCAAGGAACUUCCGCGCAUUGAAAAUGUGCCUUGUUUCGCGUAUAUUAUUUUCCGUGGCGCUUUGUCGCCGAGGAAUAACGCGGGUUUUGGGGGCUUCGGGUCUUAGGGAGCUGCCUGCUGCCGAGUUAGACCAGCGGUCCCUCUAAACUCUUCUUACUGACACUAGGUCUCCGCGGGUCUGGGGCGCAGAUUUCCCCCGAUCCUAAGGGGUCUGAACUGGGGAGCCAUCUGCCUACAGAGCAUGCCGUUUGCCGCUAAGCCACGAACGACCCUUCCUCAUAUAUAGGCUCCCCAAUGGAGAUCCGCAGCAAAAAGCGCCCCCGGAUCCUCCAGCUCCGGGCCGUAGCCAGCGGAGAUAUACUCAGAGUAGACCCAAAGGAGCUAAUGAACCUGUUAGUCAUGCCCAUUAGUUUCAAUGGGUUCUGCUUGGAGUACCCAUUAUAAUUCAUAAUAAUUAACGACAACAAUAAUAAUUAUUAUUAUGAUGAAUGUUGUGCAGCAUUGCCAAGUCACUUAGCAUUAAACUCACCGUGUGAGCGGAUGGGUCUGUGAGCAGCAAACAUUGCAGUUCUGUUUGGGGUUCUUAAAAAAAAUAAUAGUCCAUACUUUUGUUUAACCGAUCUAGGAACUAAACCACAACCUCUUCUGGUUUGCUCGCCCGCCCGGCGUCUUUUCUUUGGAAAACGACUCUCCUCUAAAAGUAACCGAGGCCGGAGUCCCGAAACAGAAGCCUACCUGGGCGUCAGCCCCAUAGAACCCAGUGGGGUUGGCUUCCGAGUAAAAGCAUCUGUGGCAUUUGGGUGGCACAUAUAACGUUAGCAACUGGAGCCACCGCCCACGGAAAAAACAAACAAACCACAGGCUCUCUCAAAUCGAUAGUAAAUCUAGGUUAGGCACAUGCUUGUAAUGUGCUGCUUCGCUGUCAAUUAGCAAAGUAGCCCUGAGCUAUGGAGUUAUUAGCAGCGAUUGCAGCGCAGUCAGGAAGGGACCACGUGUGUGUUUCGGGGGAGGGGGGGGGAGAAGCUCUCUCUAAUUUGCCUGUAAGAACAAGAGAAAGUUGAGUAUUUGGGACAUAUAAGUCUAUUCUAUUCUUAUUAUUAAAUUCUAUUCUUAUUAUUAAAUUUACAAGGAACUAUAAUAGUUCCCUUCUACAUAAGGAAAGUCAAGGGAAUGCAAAUCUAACCACAGGACUUUUUAAAGUCCCGUUCCUUUGAGUGGGAAGAGGUGAAGUCUUGUCUUAACCCUUACUGAAAAAUAAACGGCUGAAACUUCGGAAUAAAUGAAUGGAACUACAGGUUUUGACCGGAUGGUUCCCAUAUACGGUGCAGAUUAUACACACAGGAUCACACUAACGUUCUGUGGAGCUGACAUAAAACACGUUUGAGUCUUGCUUCCCGGUAAAUAUGGUAAACACUGGGUUGUAUUUUAUAUACAGAGAUCUUAAUCACUUAACUUGGAAGCCAGUUCCAUUUAAGUUUUUUUAAAAAGUUUACUAUAAAUAAACACACAGAAAUGAACUUGUGCUAGAUUCCACUGCGAUAGCCCGGUUCAUUUCAACGCGCAAUGGGGCGUUAGCCUUGGCGGGGAGGAAUUAGUUCACGAUAUUACAGAGCUUGGAAGAAAUACAAAUAAUUAGAAAUAAAAUAAAAUAGCAGUGUUAUGGUAUAGGAAGUCAUAUGGCGCUUAUAGAAAGUAUAAAACAAUGGUUUUAGAACUUUAAAAAAACCCCGGCUGGUUCAAAGUCAAGAGGCGAUUUUCUACAACCAUAAUCCAUAAAGUUUAAUUGGAGAGUGGCGGAGAGGAUUCUCUGUUUCAAAUAUUCCAUGUGGGGGAGAGAGAGAGAGAGAGACUGGGGGCUCAUCCAGACGACCAGAGCAAUAAAGGCUAUAUGCUGUAUUACAGCGCAGCCAGACACCGUGCUAAACAGCAAGCGAAUAACACAGGACACAAUAUGGAUUUAGCACGUGUUUGUAAACCGCCUGGAAGAACUAGCUGGUGGAAAUGCAGGAUACACAUAAACUUUAAUUAAUUAAACUUCGCGGAAAGGUCACCUAUACUAUAGGAACCCCACAGAAGUGAAUGGGAGAGAUGUGGUACUGCGCGGUUCCCGUUCACUUCCAUGGCUCUCUCUCUCUCCAGAAUGAGAUCUUCUGGCUUGAGGAGGUGUCCAAGAGUAGCUCAGAAUAAUAUGACGGGCUUCCACACUACAUCUUAAAAUAAGCCAUAAUAACUUUUUUAAAAGUUGCUUUUUAAAGGUUACUUUUAAAACAGACUAUACUUACUCGAGCUGACUCUUAAACAACAAGAAAACUUAGAUUGUAUAUUCGCUAUUUCAUUAUAUAGCGGGAUUUAACCUCGGCAGGAGAGUCCUGCCAACUUUCCCCAAAUUUUCUAGUAACCCAAUUCUCUUACAGGAACAUUUUUUUGAGAGGAAGUAAACUCCAUUGAAUAUGAUAUCUAAAGAGUCGUGUAGGAAAAGAUGCCCAUUCAGUCUGAUUUCAGUGAGUAUUCUCCGCAGGAAUAACUUUAAUCUUAAUUUUAUUUUUAAAUCCGAACAGAGGAAUCAGAAUAAUUCUGUGGUUUCCUUGGAACUUGACUUCCAAGGAAAUGCACUUCCACGGCAAUCUAAUAAUAAUAAUAACUUCCCAAACUAAUCUAAUUAUAUUAAUAAUGCCUCUUCUUGAAACCAAUACCAUUUCAUUCCUUCCAGCGUGCAGAGCAUUGGGAGGAACGUCAUAGCUCAGUUGUAGGACAUCUGUCUUGCAUGCAGAAGGUCCCGGGCAUCUCAGGUAGAGCUGGGAAGGUUCCUUUUCUAAAACCCUGGAGAACCGCUGCCUGUCAUUGGGGACAAUAUUGAACUAGAGAGAUCAGUGAUCUGACUCCGGGUUAGCAACAGUGAAUUUAUCCCCCUACCCUCUCCAAUACUGUGUUCACAUAUUAGCGAGCCCGCAAUCCGGAUUAGUACUGCAAUCUCAUAUAUAGGACAGUAAACCUCAUUCAACACUGUAUAUAGAUCGGGGGCCUAAUUCGGACAAUUUCGGGGUGGAGAGGGGAUUCCUGUCCAAGUCCUCCUGGCCAUUUAAAUAGAGUUAAGAGCUCAAAUAAGGCCCCUCGCUUUUGCUUCCAGUAUACGGCUUAAGAGAUUUGUGGACCGGCGCUUGCUGAAGCUUCAGAGGUCCUGGGUUAAAAACGAGCCUGUUUGAAGGGGUAGGAAAGUUGCAGUGGUGCUGGAUGAGUUUGCACAUCUAUAAUAUGCAUAUAAUUAAUUUGCAUUAUAAAAGGAAAUGGGGAUGAGGGUGGAUGAGAGGCGAUGCAAGUGGGUUGUUGUUGUUUUUUUUUUUUUAAGAGGUUGCAUGUAAAUUUCUGCUUGCAUCAAAGCUGGGAGAGCGAGCCAAGGGAGAGCUCCAGGAAAAGCCCACCCCCUCCAAGCGCGCGCGCGCUCUCUCCCUGCUUGUCAAUCACUUCGCGGCUCCCGAGGCAAGGAAAAGCGCGCGCGCGCGCGUUACCUUGCAGGGGCUCCCCUUUAUCGCCAUUAAAGAAGAAGGGAGAGGGGGGAGGAAAGUAAGAACCGGUUUGGUGGCAGCGAAAAGAGGGAGGCCCUCUACUGAGAGAAAGAGAGAGGGAAAAGAGGCCGUCUCACAGCCAAGCCAGGAGAAAAUGGAAGCAAAGAAGGCGUUUAAAAGAUGAGGGGGACGAAAAGGAAGAGGGUGGGUGCGGGGCGGAGGUGCCGAGCCCUGCCCGGGCAGCCAGCCGCCAGCGCUCGCUGGCUGACUGACGGCCGGGCUGGUUGACUCGCCCUCUCCCUUUCAGGGGCGAGGCCAAAAGCCAAAGCGCGAGAGGGGGGGGAGAAAGAGUUUGGCGGUGGGAGGAGGGACGUCCCCUGCUGGGCUGGGCGCGAGGAGGAGAUAGGAGAGCGUGGCGCGCGCCCAGGCCUCUCCACCGCCGCGCUCUCCCCCCCCCCCAGUCCCCGGGGGAAUGACUCAGUCCGUCUGUCAGUCAGUCAGUCAGGAGCGCCACAGCGCGAAAAAAAAGAGACAGAGGCAGUCUGAAGGAGUUCUUGUCAGUAGCGCUCGCUCGCUCGCUCUCUCUCGAGCCGCCGGGGAAGCGAGAAAACGCCAGAGAAAAGGAGCUCGUUCCUUCAGAGUGCGAGGGGCUUUUCUGGGCCUCUCUCUCUCUCUCGGCGUUCAGUUCUCUCGGCGUCUCGCCGGAGCCGAGGCGGUGGCCGCCUCGCGCGCCUUCCUCGGAGAGCCCCCGGCGCGUUUAUGAGGAGAAGCAGCCGUGGGGUUAAGCUGCAAAGUUUCUAGUGCGCGCGCAGGCGCGCCACCGAGAGCGGAGGAGCGAGCCAGCCGGCGCUGAGGCGAACUUGGCCGAGCGCUUUUUUUUUUAAGGGGGGGGUGAGAGAGAGAGAGAGAAAAGGCCAAGUCAACCGAGAGAGAGAGAGGGGCCUCCAUUCUCUUUCUCCCUCAGCGGCGGGGCGCUAUAAAUUGAGGUGGCUGUGGCGCCGCGGCCCAGUUUACCUCAGGAGGGCGAGCAGCUCCGGGAAGCGAGCGAGCGAGCAACCGACCUGACCGCCCGCUGUUCUCUCUCUCUCUCUCUCCCCCUUCCUUCCUUUCUCUCUCUUUUCUUCUUCUUCUUCUUCUUCCUCCGGCAUGAUAUCAGCCAUCUCCAGCCCUUGGCUGACGCAGCUGUCCCAUUUUUGCGACGUCGCCGCUUUCACGGCCAACAGCCUGAGCAGCCUCAACGCGUCGGCGGCGGCCGCGGCCGGCUACCACCACCUCUCGCCGUCGCCGGGGGACCCGUACGGCCAGCAUGAGCCGCCGCACUACGAGCCCUGCUCGGCGCAGCAGCAGCAGCAACAGCAGCAACACCCGCCGCCUCAGCCGCCCCCGGCGCCGCAGCACCACCACGCCAGCCAGCAGCAGCAGCAGCAGCAACCCCAGCAGCUCGGCUACGCCUUCCCAGGCGGCUCCGGGGCCAAUCCUCCUCCUCCGCCGCAGCCGCCGGGCUCCGACACCCCCGAGAGCGGCGGAGGGGGAGGCGGCGGAGGCGGAUCGGCGCCGGCCUCGGCCAAGGCGCCGGUCAAGAAGAACCCCAAAGUGGCCAACGUCAACGUGCAGCUGGAGAUGAAGGCGCUGUGGGACGAGUUCAACCAGCUGGGCACCGAGAUGAUCGUCACCAAGGCCGGCAGGUCAGAGCCCCUUUGCGCCUUCCUCCCCUUUCUUGUUUGGCGCGCGGGGCGGGUUGGACUGGAUGACCCCGGAAGGUCCCUUCCAAUUCUGCGAUUCCCGGCCUCUCCGGGCUUCCUAGGCUGGAGUAAAGGGGGGGGUGUCUUGCUCAGAGGAGAUCGGGCGAGGCUUCCCUUCGUGGUGCCUUUUGAAAUGGACGGGCCUAAGGGAGUCAGGUCCAUUAACUUCAAUGGGGCUACUCUGAGCAAGGCUAGCAUGGGACUCCGUGGGGCGCUAGGGGCUUCCUUCCGAGGAAGUGGGGUCCACCGUUUCUUCUCACCCCCAAACUUCUUCCCCGAAAGACCCCUUCUCAGGUGCUUUCUGCCCCGAUGGGCAGGCAGUGCGGACGAAUGGGAAACAUACCAGGCGUUCUUUUAUUUAUUUUAAGGCAUUUAUUAUUAUUAUUAUUAUUAUUAUUAUUAUUACACGAUCCUGCCACAGUUGGGCGCUAUGGGGAUGUCCCGUUGAAUACAUAAAUAUAAUCUGGGGAGACUGGGAAGGAGGGAAGGCUGCGAUCCUAUGCCUGCUGAAACUUGCAAGCGCUGUUGUGCUUUCUUCUGAGCAGAAGACCCGCCGAGGAUUGCGGCGUUAAGGCUGCGAUUCUGUGCGCGCUUUGGAUAGUAAAAGCCUUUGAGCGCGUUGGGACUUUUAAUCGACUUCCUGGAGUUUAUUCUUCAUUCCUGCCGUGAAUACCACUAGGUCCCCCCCCCCCCUUUGCUUGCUUGCUUGUGGCAUUUUUUCCACCCUCCCCUUCAUUGUUUUCCUUACGCUCUUCUUGCUGUGGCUUUGGUUAAGUGCAGGAGUUACUAAGGAACGAAUUCGUCCCUAAACGCCCCGAUCCCAACCACUUUCGCUCGUGCCCGCCUCUCCUCCUUCAGCGGUGCUUACUUCCAAGUGAGACUAUGUGAUCCAGGAUCCUUCACUUUAUUGACUCCGGAUUUCAUGUAGCGACAUCUCGGCUUAUCUGACCCAAAAUGUUGCUGAUUUGUUUGCUUUUUUAAAAAUCCCCUUUACAGUUCACAGUAGUACAGGCUAACGCUGGUGGAAACCUUUUUGAUUUGAAAAAUAGGUGUGGAGGAUCAUUAUUGUCAUCAUAAUGCGAUGAUUAAAUGAUUAGUUCAUUACCAGUCUUAAUCAACCCUCAUCCUUCCAAAACUCUUUCUUGAGACCCAAUCUUUACAUAUAUGCACAAUGUGUAUUUUUAAAAAGUAGCGCUGUAAUGGUUUAAUAGAUCCUGUACACGUUUACUCAGAAAGAAGUCCUACUGAGUUGAAUGAGAAUUGCUCCAAAGUGUGUGUGUGUGUGCGCGCGCCUAGGAUCGCAGCCUGCGCUCCCUCUACCGCCCCGCCCCACCCUACCCUCCUCGUCAUUUCCUUCCGAUAAUUUGCUGCCCAUUAUAACUUUAAAAUAGCUUCCCGCAAGGUGGUAGCCCACAAAUUAACUAAACGUAAUUGUACUCAAAACUGGCUGAUCCACUUUGAUCCUGAACGCAACAACGUGUACUUGUCAUUCCGGCUGAUUUAACGAGGACUCAUUUUCACCUGAAUAAAUUGUUUCGGGUGGGGGCGUCAGCGGUCUCCCUUUGAUUCGGCGGAAGAGGCAAGCUCGAUCCUUAAAACCCUUCGCUCAGGUAGAAGCAGCUUGCCUGGCCUGACUUGGUUUGCGGGUUGUAACGUGCAAAGGGGUCAACGCGUGACCGUUCAUUCCCUAUUUUGGGAAGAAAAAAUGUAUAAAAAUCAGAAUUAAACGUUGAGAUCCCGGCAGUCGAGCGGAGAUUUUAACUUCCACAGGGAUACGCUGCACGCUUUAAAAUUAUAUAUCUUAAUAUUUUAGCUGGCGCAAAAUCUGCUUAAAAUCUUAAAUACGCGUAGUUUCUUUUCAUUGUCCGGAGUUUGGGUUCUAGUCUCUGUUGAGUCGCGUAAAAUGUGGGUUUCGCAACAUGCGGUUCUUUCUUUCUUUCUUUCUUUCUUUCUUUCUUUCUUUCUUUCUUUCUACCGUCCCACCACAGUGCAGAAAAUUAAAGUUCAGAAUUUCAAUGCCGUUUUAAUGCUUUUGCUUUUUUUUAAAGUUCCUAAGGAAUGAAUUCAAAUUCCCUUCGGGGGAUAGAUAGGUUGGAAACAUUUUAUAGGCCUGUUUCUGGAAGAAAAUAUAUAUUUAAAAACUUCACUCUUUCAGGGUAAUCUGCUUUCAGUCACUUGUGUUUCUUUAAGGGGAAGCUCUGCGUUUUGUCUCAGUGUGGAAAAGAAAAGAAGAGUUGGGAGCGGAGAACAGAGAAAGCCUCUUAUAAAUGUGUGGGGAAGCGCGGAGAGGCAAACGUGUGUUUACAUUGCUUAAAAUAUAUAUGAAAAAAUACAGGGAGGGGGUUAUAUCAAUACGGAGCUUUGUUAGUACUUUAUUUUGAGCGGGGGAAAUGAUGGGAUUUCGCCUGUUUAGUCAUCGCUUUCUAUUCAUGCCUUCGGAAGGGAAGUAAAAUAAAUUCAGGAUUCGCCCUAGCAGGCCUCUCAAACUCUCUCUCUAUAUAGUACAUAUAUAUAGUAUAUAUACAUACACAAUAAGAACAAAAAUAGGUUGGGUUUUUUUUAAGUAUUAUGUUUCGUUAAAGCCUUAGUUCAGCAUAAUUUAAACAUUCAUUUAUAAAAUGCUGGGGAUUUUUUAAUUUUAUUUUUUGCAUUUUAAAUUUUGGGUAUAUACUAAAUGAAACACCUACUUCAGAGGGCCGCAUAAAUUAACUUGAACACACACAGCCACCCCCACCCCCAACUUUCCUGUCCCAGCAGGAGUUGUCGUAUAUUGUGCUCCCGUUUUGUUACAGCAACAACCCACAAUUCAGUUAAGCUGAAAUAAUUGGGAGUUGUUGCUCCGUUGGGGCCCCGAUUAUGGAACGGUUUCUGCCGAGGCAAUGAACGCCGCCCAAGGCGCUAUAAACAGACCUCCGCUUCCGCGUCAGGAGAAAGUUCAAGCCUGCGCUUAGUUCCUCGGAAGUAAGACCCAGCAAAGUUCAGUUCCUCACUAGCUAAGAGUCUUUAGGGUGACAUCCUCUGUGAGUAUACGGCCAGCAGUUGGUAGAUCAGCCCCGCUGGUUUCAAAGGGGAAUUGGUUGAAGAAUCACAGUCCCUAACUUCUUUUUAUGGCAAGAAUGCGGAGAGAGGGGGAGGGCUAGCUGGGGCCUUGAAUCUGAUCCCAACCAGCGUGGCAAAUAUCGUUGGUCUUCCAAUCACGGCACACGGGCUCACUUUUAUUUUGUUAGAGCAAGGAGCUCCGGAUCUGGCUUGUUAGCCCCAUAACCUUUUCGGAGAGGAGCCGCUUUGGUUCUGGAAACGAAAGACUCCAUUGCAGAGAAGAGGCCCGGUGUGCGCUGGAGUCCCAUUUGGGUCUGACGCUUUGGGGGAAUUUAUUUUCUCUCUCUCUCUUUUUCUUUCUUUCUUUCUUUCUUUCUUUCUUUCUUUCUUUCUUUCUUUUUCGCUCUCUCUCCCCGCGACUGUUCCUCGGGAAGCAGAAACGCCUGCACAUGUUUGCUGGUAGCAAACCGUGAGCAGAAAGGAACAAAGCCUGCCAAGUCUACCACCGUCUCCUGCCGAGAAUGCUCGGUAGGAAUUAUUAGCCAACCCGGUCAUAAUUUUCUUUUUCCAGUCGCCCCCGCUCUCUUUCCCUUUCCGUUUACACCUCUGCAGCAAGCAGUGAUGCAGAACACCUGCUGGUAGGCAAUGGGCACGAUCCAUGCUCUUUUAAACUGCAUUGAUCUCCCCCUCUUUUCUUAUCAGAAUGUCAUACAUUUAAUAAAAACACCUUCCCAAUCCUGGGAACCGUGGUUUACACCUUAGAAUCCCCAGUACCCUUAACAAACUACAGUUUCCUUGAUUACUUUUGUGUGUGGGGGUGUGUGCUUUAAAUGUAUGGUGUGUACGCAACUUGAUCUCUCCCAGGGGAAUCUAGGCGAUUUCCAAGGAACUUGGCUUUGCCUGGAUCUUGCCCAGCCUUUUUAGAUCAAGGGUUUUUCCUUUCCUGGGAGGCGAUUUUUAAAGUAACUGGUCUAGAAGUUACAUAGCAGUGUCAGGAAGAGAAUACCCACGCCUUUUAAACUUCCACAAAAGAACACUCUGUUUACUUACUUUACUUGGCAGUAGUUAAGUUUAAAUAAUAUUUGGCUCUGGACUUCACAGUCCUACGGUGACUCUAUAGAUGCGUGUUUGGGGACCCUCCUGCUCAUUCUUCUGAGUGGGUCCCUGGACUUCUGCCCCCAAAGUUCUACCUGGAUGGCACAGUUUAUAAUUGUUGAUCGUGUUAGAAGAACCCUUUUAACUAAUACAUAAACAUGAAUUUCCUCCCCCAGGCACAACAGAAGUUGCUUAGCGUUGUUCCUGUCGCUUUGAGUGUUUGCUCAGAAGUAAACCUCGCUGUACGAAAACGUAAAUGUACACAGUUGUUGCGUUUAAACAGCACACACACACACACACACACACAGAGAGAGAGAGAGAGACAGACAGACAGACAGACAGACAGACAGACACACACACACACACACACACACACACACAAUUUCCUUUCCAGUCCCUUUGGAGCUUACCGAAGGGACACGGGGGAAAAUACAGACUGGCUAUGAGAUAGUCACUACCUCAUGUGGACGCCCCGCAGAAAAGUGAGCGAGCAAAGCGUGACAUUGCCACCCUAAAUCUAAAAGGCUAUACGCAGUCACUUGGGAUUGAGUCCCACUGGACUCGAUGCGAUUUGUCUCUCAAUAAACAUGCCUGCGAGGAUUGCAGUAAAAAGUACAAUGUGGAAAACGUUCAUUUAGGAAAGCAGAGAUUCUGGAUUUGAAAGGAAUCUCUCCAUGGGCGAGCUUUUUGUUUUGAUUUUAAAAAAACAAAGACUUGCGGGAAAAGGAAACUGAUGCCCCAGUUUCUCUCUCAGAUUCGCGAGAAUUAGGGUUCAUACCAUCCGGCAGCUUCUAAGUCAAUGGCUGCUUUUGUUCUGAAUUGGUAGGGCUGAAAUAAUGGAGCGGGGGAAUGGGCGACUUCCUAAAACCUCGGCGAUUGUUUCAAUGGGGGAAAUGCUCUUCGCAUUGAUUUCGGUUUGGUUUGAGAGUUCUUUGCCCACAUUCCUGGGCCCUGCUGUGUGCGCGGGCCUCCAUAAGUGAGUUGGGGGUUUUGUGGGGCGUGGUUUUUGGAUUUGAAAGCCGCCAUCGUGGUUUCCCCAAGAAGCCCUCUAUCUGAAACGGAUUUCCUUUUUUAAGAAAAGGUCAGCGCCGUUGAUUUCAACGGGGGUCACGUCCCAGUGAACGUGUUUAUUUAUUAGCAACACUGAUACACAGCUUAAUUUUUUAAAAUAAAAAAAACCCUGGCUGUAAGCGGUUUUAGGGUCUGUGUUAGGGUCUGCAGAUCUGAAAUCCACGCAUUUCGUAUGUUAACGAAGUCCUGAGCUUGUGAAUCGAACCGUUAACCCCUUCCGGACUCCUAUUUAUUUGGGGGGGUGUAAAAUAGCGGGUUGUCAAAUUUUUAAACGUCAAUUUUAGAUAGAAUUACAAUUGCAAAUCCCCGAAACGCUUAGGUCCGGCCAGGGCGAGUUUGCUCGACGUAGUUCUGCGCUGAUCCCUGCUGCUCUAGAACUUGAUUUCGCCCAUCUACAUUGUAGAAAAAUAAGCCACGAUUCUAUUAUCCGAGAACCCCUUGUCUUCCCUAGUUCCUUUGGCGGUGGGUCACUCCAAAGCGGUUUUCUUUGCUUCUUCAUUUUGACUGAUUUUAGUAGAGUUGAUUACGAAGCAAGAUUCUCUAGGGAGGUCUUCUAAAAAUCGUGCUUGCGCGUUUGAGAAUCUGCUGAAUUAUUUUUAAGUGGAACAACGAGGGAAAAAUUAAGGCUUACCGGUAAUUCCUAAACAUGUACUGGGGAGUAAGUCCCGUUUAACUUACUUGGACUCGGUUCCGAGUAAAGGCAAAAAAUGCUCGCUGAAAGUGGUGGGAAAAAUUACUGGAUAUCGUUCCUGUCUAUAUUUUAAAUUCUCUCACAUGUAUACUGUCCUUACAUUUUAGCCCAAACCGUUUUAAAAUUCUGAACGCCUCUACCAGAGGUGGGGAAAGGGAAAGGUUAAAAGGGGGCAAAACAAACCGAUCUAAUUUUUUUAAGACAGGCUUCUAGUCCCUGGUAAGGGCGAGUGGUCCGGUUUAUUUUAACGACUCCUUAAAACCGGUGGUGUUUCAAGCUGGAGUUUCUCAAGUUAACGUGUUUGUUUUUCAAGCUUCAUUUAAGGCCAAACGCGAAAAAACACCGGGGCGGGAGGUUAAUAGGGUUCACCUCCUGUUAAACUAUCAGCUCAGGGCCUGACACAAUAUUGCGCUCCGGGUCUGGGGGUGUGUGGUUUGGUUUUUCCCCGAACGACUCCGAAGUCGUCCCAGUCCCCACCAGACGGGACAAGUAGGCACCGUUAAGCAGAGAUGCCCGCACGUUUUCUACAAAGAGCACGUUUGGUUCGGAGCCGGCCAGAGAAUCUCUCUCUCCCAAGCGCAGACGGGGGGCGGGCAGAGAAAUGUUAGGGGGAAGGCUCGUGAAACGUCGGGAACAGAAAGGACAGCUGUCCCAAUCCGCAAUGGAGAUUUCUCCCUGCCUCCCUCUCCUUCUCUGCCUCUCUGUUCCAACGGAGCCUGUGCUUCUUCCCCCUGUAAAGGGAAGCAGCUCCCGGACGGGGUGGCCAGUAUUCUGUUGCAGCGAGCAAACGAGCCUGCACCCCUGCGCCUCUUUGCCUGGGAGUAAACGCCCGUUGAACUCCCCUUGCCUGGGGAGCUGCUGAAGAUCUGCGUGCCCCGAGGGAAGGCAGGAGCAAGAAAACCUACGCACCAGGGAGGCCACAGACCAGCAGUACGCAGCUGGCAGGAGAGGACUCUUGUCCGCCUUCGUUUAAGAUAAUCCAUUUGUUUUAGUAUUUAAAUUGUAAACCGCCUUGGGUGUCUUGGCAGAGAAGGCGGUAUACAAAUCCAAUAAGUAAUUUAAAUAUACAACCCAGCUCCAUGCGUCUUGCGGACUGGGUUCUCGCAGAAGUUUAUGCCGCAGUAAACCAGUCCAUCCUUUUAAAAGGUCGCUUCCAGGCGGGUUUUUGUUUCGUGAGCAUUCAGCCCGACUUGUUUUGGGGAGGGGGAGGUUAGACGACGUAGCAGGCCUAUUUCACGAGCAAGUCAUUCUGCUCUGUGGCAGGGAGGAGGAGAGAUUAGACGACGUUGUGCCCAGCAAGUGCUAUUCUGCACUGUCCUUAUUUUUCAGAACAUACCAGUGUUCCCUGAAAGGGACCCAGUUUAACAAACCUGCUCAGAUAUCUUCUUCAUAUGGUGGUACAACUUUUUUUUUUUGGUGUAUGUGUGUCGGGGAAUCGCCCCUGACAUCUCUGAUUAGAAGCAAGAGAAACGGACAGCUAAGCGUGUCUCUUUAUCACAAGCUGCUAAGUUUACUGGUGCCGCAUAAGUCCCGCACUGUGACAUAUUCUCUAAGAGGAGCUACGUACUGAGGCUACAGUUCUAUACAACGGGGAGUAAGACCCAACGAACUCAACAGGGCUGAGUAGAUAUAUAUUCGACUGCGCUGUUGAUGGGACGGAUUGUGGCCAUCCUUACCCAACUUUUAUCUUUCCGGCCCCUUGCAGAUCGAGCCUCUGCAUACUUACUUGGGAGUAAAUACCACUCUAUUGCAAUAGGUGUUGUCCUUAGAGAUGAAGCCCUAGAGUUUCUGAAUUGUUUAAGUACAGAAUCUUAGGACUGUAGAGCUGCAAGGGACCACGCGGGUCAUCUAGUCCAACCCCCUGCGAUUCCCGAAUCUUUUGUCUAAGGCGAGGCUCGAACCCACGACCCUGAGAUGAAGAGCCUCUUGCUGUACCCGCUGAGCUAACCCAGCCAUCCCCAGAAAGCUGGUCUGAUAUAAAAUUCAUUAUAUAUUUUUCGGAGUGGGGCCUCCUGCACAUUUGAUUUCAGAAGCCCCAUCCUAUCCGUUUUCUUAGACACCCAAUUUAUUUCGGGUGGGAUUUGCUCCCAAACAAGUUUGCUCGGAGUUGACACCUACUUUGUCCUCCCAUCAGCUUAGCAGUUAAACAUUUUAGCUGGGGGGUCCUGACCGAUUUCAAGGGGGGGUUUAUUUCCCAGUGGGGUGGGGGGAAGCGAUCCAGAGAAUUGAAUGCUGCGCUCUUAGCUGUGUGAGCAGAAGCCGGCUGGUGCUUUCGGAAAAGGCUCCCGCCCGCCUUGGUCUCUGCCUGGAUUGCGCGCAAGGCGCCUAAGGAUUUAUUUUUAAUUUAUAUCCCACUUUUUUCCCCAGGGAGCUCAAGGUGACCUACCUGCUUCUGUCCCUCCUUGUUUAAUCUCCGCAAUAGCCCUGUGAGGUAGGUUAGGGUGAGAGAGCGUGACUUGCCCAAGGUCACCCAGUGAGCUUCAUGGCCCAGUGGGGAUUUGAACCCUGGUCUUCCAGAUACGAGUCCACACUCUAACCACUAGGCCACAUUGGCUCAGAAAGCCCGAGGCUGCUUAUGCGCACACCAUGCAUUUUAAAACACAUUCUUCCAAAAGAUCCUGGGAACUGUAAUUGGCCCCAUAUAGAGCUACAGUUAUAGGGACGUGGGUGGCGCUGUGGGUUAAACCACAGAGCCUAGGACUUGCUGAUCAGAAGGUCGGUGGUUCGGAUCCCCCCAAUGGGGUGAGCUCCUGUUGCUCGGUCCCUGCUCCUGCCAAGCUAGCAGUUGGAAAGCGCAUCAAAGUGCAAGUAGAUAAAUAGGUACCUCUCCGGCGGGAAGGUAAACGGCGUUUCCAUGUGCUGCUCUGGUUGGCCAGAAGCGGCUUAGUCAUGCAGGCCACAUGACCCAGAAGCUGUAAGCUGGCUCCCUUGGCCAAUAAAGCGAGAUGAGAACCGCAACCCCAGAGUCGGUCACGACUGGACCUAAUUGUCAGGGGUCUCUUUACCUUUAGAGCUACAGUUCCCAGCACCCUUAACAAACUGCAGUUCGCAUUAUUCUUUUGUUGUGGGGGCGGGAGAGCCUUGCGCUUCAAACUUGUGGGGUGUACUCAGUCUAAGCUCCAGGCUGAGCUUCUGAGAAACGUGUAUGUCCAAAUCACAUCCCGCCCCCUCAGCUGGGAAAAGUUUGGUCACCUGGGAAAGUGGCUCGCCUGGGGAACCUGCCUCCAGCCUUGUGAUGCUGGGUCCUUCCUCGGCUGAUCUCCUCAAGCUCUUCUGAGCCAAGCUAGGCAUAGACACGGAGGAAACUGCUCUAUAGGGAUUCAGACCAUUCUUCCACCUAGCUCAGCGUUGUCAACAAUGACUGGUAGCCGUGGUUUCAGACCCACGUGAAGGUGCCAGGAUUGAACGUGGGACCUUGUGCAUGCGAAGCAGACCCUGUACCACAGUCCUGUGGCCACCCCCGUUGAAGAUGCCUGCAUUUAAGAGCCAUCAGAAUUUACUCUUAGUCUUGGACUCUUGCUCUCCUGGCUCUUAGCCAGCGCAUGGCUCAACCUUCACAUAGGAUGGAGCCUACAAGCAGAAAGACUGAGAUGCUGCUCAGACUUCUUUUCACUGUAAAGGUAAAGGGACCCCUGACCAUUAGGUCCAGUCGAGACCGACUCUGGGGUUGCGGCGCUCAUCUUGCUUUAUGGGCCGAGGGAGCCGGCGUACAGCUUCCGGGUCAUGUGGCCAGCAUGACUAAGCCGCUUCUGGCCAACCAGAGCAGUGCACGGAAACGCCGUUUACCUUCCCGCCGGAGCGGUACCUAUUUAUCUACUUGCACUUUGACGUGCUUUUGAACUGCUAGCUUGGCAGGAGCAGGGACCGAGCAACGGGAGCUCACUCCGUGGCGGGGAUUCGAACCGCCUACCUUCUGAUCGGCAAGUCCUAGGCUCUGUAGUUUAACCCACAGCGCCACCUGCGUCCCUUUUUUCUUUUCACUGUAACCACAUGAUAAAGCCUGCCUUCAGGUUACUGCUGUGGACUGAAUGUGAGUAAAACUUUAUUCUUUUAAAGAAGACUGUGUUGUUUUGUUAUUAUUCUAAGAGGGAGAUAAAGGGGGAACUUACCAGGAACAAUCCAGACCGGACAAGCCAGACCUGACUGGUUCAUUAAAGGGUUCUAAUGAAUCAUCAACUUGCUUCCAAUAAGCUGCAAAGGGAAUUUGCGCUCCUGUUUACUCACUAGCGUGAGUGAGGAGGGAUAAUAUCAAAACAAUAUAUCCUCUCCUACCUUCCUUAACAGUCCCACAGCUUUUACGCCUAGUCUCCUCUGCACACUUUCGCUGGGGUGCAAAGGUUUGGGGCUGCUGCCAGAGCCAUUGGUUGCGCUGGGGCAUUUCGCCCCCAGUAAGAGUUAAUGCCCCAUGCGAUGCUGCUAACUUCCGAGUUCUGCAUCCUGCUCAGCACGGAGUACCAGAAAACCUCGGAGACGAUAUGCCCUAACAACUGAGGGAGGGAAGAAGAAGCGUCUUACAGAGCGAUUUUCGGCGAAGUUAGCACCGUUUGUGGAGCUUAUAAAGGGGCUUCGUGGGAAAGGCUGUAGCUGAGUGUCAGAGCAUCACCAACCCUGGAGAACGGCUGCCAGUCAGUGUAGACAGUACUGAGGCAGAUGGACCAAUGAGUGUGAGUCCAUGGGAGGCAGCUUCCUGUUCGCGUAUGUAUGUCACACUCGGGCAAACUGGAACAGGACCGCCUUCUUAUGGAGCGCAAACGCUUUUCCUGCCCCGGGAAUGCGCCAAUCCACCGGAACUUCUUCCACAGUAAAUCUGUUGGCCUUUAACGUCCCACUGGGCGGCUCUUCGCUUGCUUUUGGUGCAACAGAAUCACGCUGGCACCCUUCUGCAAGCUGGGGCGCUCAUCCUGGAGAUGGGAGGGGGAAUCCUUCCCAAGCCAGGAUGCCGCGCAUAUUUGUGCAGGCUCCAGACAGCCCCCGAGGGGAAACGUGGGCGGAGAACCAACCGCUUUGCAGCAGGCUCAAGCGGCGCUGUUUCACCUGGCCGGUCCACAUCCGUUCCCAAUGUUCAAGGGUCUUAUGUUGUCCGACGUUCGCCCUAUGCAGAGUAGACCCAUUAAAACUGAAGGACUCGACUAACUUGGGUGUAUUCACUUUAAUGGGUCUACCCUGAGUGCAACUUGAGGGGGCGAAGAAGCUCCCCGCACUUAGAAGAGAAGCAUGCUGGAUGAAAGGCGAGGCAGAAUCCUUCUCCUUGGUCUGCUGGAUUUCUGCCUGCAAGGGUUUUGAAUUCAUUGCACCGCGGAGAAGCCGCCACCAGCAGCCCGAGGCGGGGUAGCCUGGGCCCUGGGAGCGGGACUUGUGCAUGUGGGACCUGAUCCGAAGCUGCUGAAUCUCGGGAGCAGCGUGCAUCCUCGGAAGAAGUAGAGGAGGGGGGUGGUACCCACGUGGGCGAAGGUCGGCCUAUUAAGAGUUCCUCAGGCUGCUUUCACUUUCCUCUUUUUGCCCCUAGAAUUGUAUUUUUUUUUUAUGGGGGGGAGGGAGGGGAGACAUCCAAAGCUCAGACAGAGAGGAAAAAAUCCAGCCCUGCUAGAAGCGAAAAUAUUUGGAUUUAUAAGUUUAAGCAGAUGUUUGCCACUCCCUCUUCCGAAGAAAGCCACACUGAAGUCAAAGGGAUUUAAGUGUCCUUUUUGGCACCGUUGCGCUUUUCUUCUCUGUGACCUGCAUCUACAUUUCCGGUGCCCCUAAAAUACCACGAAGCUGUAACAAGGGAACGGGGUGAGAAGAAACAAUGAAACACACAAUUGGAACAUUUGCAAAGCUAAACUGGGCGCUCCCCGUAUGGUUUCAGAUUGGAUGUGUGGAGUUGCCUGCAUUGCGGGGGGUUGGACUAAGAUGACCCGGGGGGGACCAACUCUGAAUGGAGACGAGAGAGAGCGUGAGAGCAGUGUAUUGGUCUGUGGGGUGGGGAAUACUUUUCCGUAGGACCAACCAAAACAUAGUUAUGAGCAAGCUUCUGGAUCUCCCAGAGCUCUUCUGUGAAGAAGUGGCGUGGGGGACUCGGAACUUUGCUCUCCAUCAUCUUUGGAUGUAAUAGUUGUUGGUCCUACAGCAACCUUACUCCCCACCGCCAAAAAAAAUGAUCCAACGCGGCUUCCUUUCAUUUCCAGUUUAUCCACUUCUAACAAACAACUUCUCUCUAUGUUGUGCAUUAAGGAACAACAUAGGAAGGCCCUUGGUUCACCUCGCGCUCUAUACAGUGGUACCUCGGGUUACAUACGCUUCAGGUUACAGUCGCUUCAGGUUACAGACUCCGCUAACCCAGAAAUAGUACCUUGGGUUAAGAACUUUGCUUCAGGAUGAGAACAGAAAUUUUCCUCCGGCAGCGCGGCAGCAGCGGGAGGCUCCAUUAGCUACAGUGGUGCUUCAGGUUAAGAACAGUUUCAGGUUAAGAACGGACCUCCAGAACGAAUUAAGUUCUUAACCCGAGGUACCACUGUAGUCUACACCAGGCUUCCUCAACCUCGCCCUCCAGAUGUUUUGAGACUACAUUUCCCAUCAUCCCUGACCACUGGUCCUGCUAGGGAUCAUGGGAAUUGUGGGCCAAAAACAUCUGGAGGACCGAGGUUGAGGAAGCCUGGUCUACACGCCCGGCUGCGGCUCUCCAAAACCCCCGACGGGUGCGCCUUCCUACCAUCCCUUUUUCUGCAGUAGAGCAUAAGACUCCAUCUCAGGGCCAUCGUGGGUUUGAGCCCCACGUCGGUCGAAACAUUCCUGCAUUGCAGGGGAGGGACUAGAUGACCCACGUGGUCCCUGCCAACUCUGCAUGCAACUCUGUGAAAUCUACCCCUGCCCCCUUAAACCGGAGAUUGAAUCAGAGCACUCACUGGCCUACUAAGCUGCGCACGCCCUCCAUGCGCUUCCAGUAGCAUGUUUACGACAGCCAGACAAGGGCUGCGCGCACACACGCCACGCGUUUAAAGCGCACAGCUCCCCCGCUCCCCAAAGGACCAUGGGAACUGUAGCUUAAGGGUGCUGUGACUCGAAGCCCUGUGGCGGGUAAACUAUACUUCCCACGAUUUCUCGUGUGUGUGUGUGAUGUAAUCUGCUUCAGAUGUAUGGUGCGUAACCAGCCGAGGAGAGCAUUUUAUAAUGCUACCCAAAGUCCCACGGGUUUUAAGCGCUCGGAACUGCCUCUUCUGACGAAUCUUUCUUCUGAUCCUCCUAACCUGUUCUUAGGGCAUUGCCAGCCUAACUAACCAACAUUACCCUGACAGGCUGGCGACGCUUACCCAAACCUUUGUCGCAACACAGGCGCUUGGAUUUAAACUCAUCUCUAAGCCCGCCACUAACGCCACUUUCUUUCCGAGAGAAGGGACGGGCUUCAAAGACUGAAUGAAUUUGUUAUUUCGGUCCCAGACCAGUUCCCGCCCACAAACAAUAUCAAGGAAGUCAUACAACACGAUAGGGAAACAUUUGAAUUUGCAAUUAGGUAUAAUUAGGUAUUGCAGGCGCAAUUAGUUUUGUCUUACACGGGCUGAAAGGUUUUCUCCCCGGUUCCAUUGAGACUUGCAUUUGCUGCCUAGGUUGUGCGUAACCACCUUCCAAACACCAGGGUGAGGAGCGCAGGUGAAGCUGCCUGGCAGAGUCACGCCAGGAAAAGGCCAACUGUCCAUUUACCCCAGAACUGCUUAGUACAGUGGUACCUCGGGUUAUAUACGCUUCAGGUUACAUACGACUCUGCUAACCCAGAAAUAGUGCUUCAGGUUAAGAACUUUGCUUCAGGAUGAGAACAGAAAUCGUGCUCCGGCCGCGCAGCAGCAGCGGGAGGCCCCAUUAGCUAAAGUGGUGCUUCAGGUUAAGAACAGUUUCAGGUUAAGUACGGACCUGCGGAACGAAUUAAGUACUUAACCCGAGGUACCACUGUAUGUUUGACAGGCAGCGGCUCUCCAGGUAGCUGGGCCUUCAAAUAAAAGGAUCCAACAACCGCUCGCACAGCGUGUGCGCUACAGCUAGGCUCCUUGGUAGACCAUCCGCUUUGCAGGCCUCUGCAGGUGGAGGAGAGACCCCGCUGCAGGUCUAAAAUCCCGGAGAGCAGCUGUCAGUCGGUGUAGGGACGAUGCUGAGCUAGGUGGCCCGAUGAUCUGACUCGCUAUGAGGCGGCUGCAGCGCAGCCGCUUCUAAUCCGUGGAUCGUUAGGGCAGCGCCCAGUCGGGUCAGAUGUGUUGGUUUGUUUUGUUUUCCCACGUACCUCGCCAUCCACCGGGUGCAGGCAGGAUCAGAAGAAACGUUUUUCUGUAACUGGCUCAUCAUCUGCGCUGUCCUUUCCUUCCCUAAUCCAGGAGGAUGUUCCCCACCUUCCAGGUGAAGAUUUUUGGGAUGGACCCUAUGGCAGACUACAUGCUCUUGAUGGACUUCGUACCGGUGGACGACAAGCGAUACCGGCAAGUACUUCUUUCCGCCCAUCUUCCCGGGUUGGAAGCAAAGAUUCUCAUUAAGGGAGCCCAAAUCGGCGCUCAGCAAACUUUGGAGUCCCGCGCAGCUCUGGGAGACUAGGGAGCGCUUGUUCAGCGCUUUGCACUAAGCGGUUUACAAGUAUAUAAAUAAACCCCAGACUCCCAAACUCCGCCGACUUUGGAGUGAGCCCCGUCGAAUUCAGUUAGGACUCGCUUCUAAAUGGAUAUGGUGGUGAGGAUGGUGUUGCAAGGUCAUUUGGGGGCAGAGUUGUGGGGCUGGAGUCGCCAAUGGUUCUUUUGGGGUUUGCUAGUGUUCAAGCUGUAGGAUGUCGUGUUUUCACGUUCUCUUAAAAUCAAAGUCUAAGGGGCGAUUGAAAAUAUUAGGAACCAAUGCAAAACAAACAAAAACCUUUUUUUUUUUAAAUCCCAAAACUGAGUUCGAUAUAAGCACUCAUAAAUCCCAGAUCAGGACAGUUUAUUUAUUUAUCUAAUGGAUUCUCAUUUGUAUGGCUUUAUUCCCUUAUAUAAACCAACCCACGAGGGAGCUCAAAAGUUGUAAAUUCACCAUUUCUCCAUGCAUCAUGUUCUAGAAUUCUUGCCCUUCCCUGGAGACGGGAAAGUAACUUUUCCGUCGUGCAGCCCGAUGCAGGCUUACUCUUCCCAGCUAAAGUGUCCCAAAGCCUACCACAGCCCGGCCCUACCCAUCUUUACUCACGAGCAAGUCCCAUUUAUAUUACUUGGGCUUUACUUCCAAGAUAAUUCACGCUUAUAAUUGCAACAUUGAAAGUAGAAGUUGAAACACACACACACACCCCACCCCUCUUUUGGACUGCCGCUCCGCUCGAGCAUAUCGUUUCAGCGACACUGACACGCCUGGGCGCAUUCCGACGUGCAAACACUUUCUUGCGUGCCAAUGCCGUGGGAAUGUGGGGAGCGGUGGCUCAGAUGAGGGAUAAGUCGCGCGGGAGGGGAGAGAGGGGAAAACGCUCCCCACGGGAUCUCUUAGCUCGGCAGAACCGGCAGCUUUGAGCCCUGCCAUUCCAAUGCGCAGGAAUGCCAAGCCCGGAUGGCGAUUACAUCCCAAUUUUACUGCCUCUUUUAUCGUGUUUUCGCUCCGAGGCCUCGGCAAUUUGUCAGCGAUUAUCUCCAAUUUUGUACUCGGUAAAAGAAUCCGCCUCACGGCCAUCCUUCCAAACGGGUUCGGUCGGUGGAAGUCGAUUUCUGGCUUGCAGGCCCUUAGGAAUCGUGGGUGGGAUCAUCGGGUUGACUGAGAACCAACCCACCCCCCUCCGCCCGACCCAUCCACCCCCAAACUCGGGAGAAUUUAAUUGGCCACAAUCUGUUGUCUGCUACAACACUCCUAUGCGUGUUUAUUCUGUAGGUUCUGCUACGUUUAGGAUCCUGCAGUCGUCUGUUGCAAUUGCUGCGUACAUCAGUCAGGAAGGAAGCAACAGCCAGCUGAAAGGGAACUGGGUGUAGAGUCUGGGAUCCUGUAGGCAGCUACUGAGGAGUAAGCCCCAUAGAGCGCAGGACUUUGGAGCAGGGCCCCAUCUAUCAGAAUCUGGUGUCCCAUAUUUCAAAGGAAGAAAACCAUCACCAUUAUCAUUUUAUUAUUUAUUAAUAGUUAAUGUACAUAUAUGGUACAUUUCUAGUCGCUCUCCAUCUUUGCACAGUUUAAUCCUGGUGUCCCGAAACUAGCACCCUUGUAAGCACCUAGUCUUCUGAGUCAGAUAAUAAUAAUGAUAAUAAUAAUCCACUUAAAGUCGUGCUAGGCUUCUCAGCAGUUCAUAAGAACCAAUGACAUAAGCAAUGAAAACAAACGAACACCCAUAAUUAAAACACACUAAAUAACAAUCCCAUUAAAAACACACCUUACCAUUGCCAACAUGGUGUCCUGCAUAUUUUUUGGACUACAUUUCCCAUCAUCUCUGACAACUGGCCAUACUGGCUUGGGCUGCUGGGGGCAGGAGUGCAACAAUAUCUGCAAGGCACCUACACUGACUACUUGCCAUCGAAAGAGGUGUGUCCUCGUAAGACAAUGUCUAAAGUGAUCUAAGUUCGCCACUGUCACUGACAUGUUGACGAGAGCAGUAGAAGGGACACAUAAGAAUGUGAAGUGGGGGAAACAGGGGAGAUUCAUUUUAGGCAACAAUAACCUCUAUCUCAGAGGUCAGCCAGUGUGGUGUAGUGGUUAAGAGCGGUAGUCUCGUAAUCUGGGGAACUGGGUUCGCGUCUCCGCUCCUCCAAAUGCAGCUGCUGGGUGACCUUGGGCCAGUCACACUUCUCUGAAGUCUCUCAGCCCCACUCACUUCACAGAGUGUUUGUUGUGGGGGAGGAAGGGAAAGGAGAAUGUUAGCCGCUUUGAGACUUCUUAAAGGGAGUGAAAGGUGGGAUAUCAAAUCCAAACGCUGCUGCUGCUUCUUCUUCUUCUUCUUCUUCUUCUUCUUCUUCUUCUUCUUCUUCUUCUUCUUUCAGUAGGGGGCUGGUCCACUGUCCCUCAGACCUUGUGGGGGACCAGACUAUAUUUUGAAGAAGAAGAAAUGAACAAAUUCCUAUGCCCCACAAAUAAUCCAGAGAUGCAUUUUAAAUAAAAGCAUGCAUUCUACUCAUGUAAAAACACCAGGCAGGCCCCACAAAUAACCCAGAGGUACAUUAAAUAAAAGGACACAUUCUACUCAUGUAAAAACACGCUAAUUCCUGGACCAUCUGCGGGCCGGAUUUAGAAGGCAUUUGGGCAAGAUCCGGCCCCUGGGCCUUAGUUUGCCUACCCAUGCUCUAUCUGUUCCCCAGUGCAAGGAUACAUCCUCCCUCCCCUUUUUCUUCCUCUGGGGAGCUGCUUAGGGAACAGCUCAGUGCUUUGCAGCCAGGAGGUCCCCAGUUCAGUCCCCGUUAUCUCUAGAUGGGGCUGGGAGAGACUCCCUGUCCAUUCCAGUGUGGCAUAGUGGUUAGAGUGUUAGACUAGGACCGGGAGGUAAAGGUAAAGGGACCCCUGACCAUUAGGUCCAGUCGUGGCCGACUCUGGGGUUGCGGUGCUCGUCUCGCUUUAUUGGCCGAGGGAGCUGGCGUACAGCUUCCGGGUCAUGUGGCCAGCAUGACUAAGCCGCUUCUGGCGAACCAAAGCAGCGCACGGAAACACAGUUUACCUUCCCGCUGGAGCAGUACCUAUUUAUCUACUUGCACUUUGAUGUGCUUUCGAACUGCUAGGUUGGCAGGAGCAGGGACCAAACAACAGGAGCUCACCCCGUCGCGGGCAUUCAAACCGCCGACCUUCUGAUUGGCAAGUCCUAAGCUCUGUGGUUUAACCCACAGCGCCACUCACUUGGAUAUGAAGCUGACUGGGUAAUCUCUGCCUCUCAGCCUAACCUACCUCAUAGGGCUGUUGUGAAGAUUAAGGAAGGAGGGAGAUAACCACAUGUGCCAGCUCCUUGGAGGAAAAUAAAAAGACAAAUAAAUAAUAACCCAGGAGAACCACUGCCAAGACUGAUGUUCUGACUUAAUAUAAGCCAGCUUACUAUAUUCCCCACCUUCACACCCAUCCUCCCCCUGUUAUAGGCUUUGACUCCCCCCCCCCAUGCCUAGGGUUUUCAAAGACCCAGUGAAAGGAGCAUUUAUGCAUUUUGCUCCAGGUCCGAGGCGCCUGGCAGAAAAACAAAAAAACCUGCUCCUAUGAAAUCCCGAUGCCAAAGAUGUAAAUAUUUAGACAGAUCUCCAGCUUCCCAGGGCAUUUCAGAAAUGUUUGCUUGUCAAAGGCAACGGGAUAUAGAACAUCUAAUUGAGGAUAUCUCUCUUUUUUCUCCCUUUCUCUCCCCCCCACCCUCUCCUUCCCCUCCAUUUUUUUUGGCAAGUGAUGGUUCUGCUCAACUCCGAGGCGAGAAGAUUCUCCCUCUGAGCCAAAGCAGACUUUUAAAUAAACAAUCACAAAAAGAGAAUGGCACUCUCUUGGCACUCUCUUGAAUCAAUGUGGACUUUGGGGAAUUAAAAACACACACCGAAAGAACAAAUCGGUGGCAGGUUUUGCUGGAAACCUGCUUUCAGACUGCACUGAUUUGAGAGAAGUUUCCACUGAACUCAGUGGGCCUUACUUCUGAGUAGACAUGCAUAGGUGUCAACAUAUUUAACUGUCCCGAUGACAUUUAAACCAAUUACUGCUUCAACAUGCUUCUCUCUUGAUUCGGGCGAGGCAUGCCAAAUGAUUCUCUAUCUUUUUUUAAUAGAAAGAUCACCUUUGCUGAGAUGGGUUGGUGCUGAUUUCAGCAUUAGAUAGAUAUUUUCGAGGCAGAAUGCCUGUAAAUAUCAGCUGCAGGGAAUCAUAAGUAGAGAGAGUUCCUGGGACAUUCGGUUCCUCUUUGCAUUUGGUUCUCCAAUGUAAGGACAGGAUGCCGGACAACAUAGGCCUUUGGCCUGUCCUAGCAGGGCUCUUGUUAUAUUCCUACUAUAUCUUCAUUGGGCCCUACUGACUCAGUGGCCUAGGAAGGACGCUGGUGGUGCUGUGGGUUAAACCAAAGGGCCUAGGACUUGCCGAUCAGAAGGUUGGCGGUUCAAAUCCCCGCGACGGGGUGAGCUCCGGGGUGAGCUCCCGUUGCUUGGUCCCUGCUCCUGCCAACCUAGCAGUUCAAAAGCACGUCAAAGUGCAAGUAGAUAAAUAGGCACCGCUCCGGCAGGAAGGUAAACGGCGUUUCCGUGCGCUGCUCUGGUUCUCCAGAAGCAGCUUAGUCAUGCUGGCCACAUGACCCGGAAGCUGUACGCCGGCUCCCUCAGCCAAUAAAGCGAGAUGAGCGCUGCAACCCCAGAGUCGGCCACGACUGGACCUCUAAUGGUCAGGGGUCCCUUUACCUUUACCUAGCAGGGCUGUUGUUAUAUUCCUACCAUAUCUCUAUUGGGCCCUAAUGACUCAGUGGCCUAGGUGUCCAGAGAUCCCUUUAGCUUGAACCAGCCGGACUCUUCUAAUGUUCUUAACUUCCUAAGCAUCUGAUCAGCUGUUCCCACCAACUUAUAGACCUCAUACUAAAAUAUUACAGCUUCUUUGCAAGCUAGUGGUUGAGAAGCUACAAGAGCAGAAAGUGAAGUUGUUCCCAUCACACAGAAGGAAAAGCAAAGCCUGACACACCCACACGUUAAAGUUCAGAAAUGAAAGGCCCUUUCUGGAAGACAUCCACUCUGACUUUGGAGCUCUUUUCUCUCAUCCCAGAUGUCCAUGCACUGCUUUUGUUUACUCUGUGGUGAAAGGAACUCUCUGCCCAUGGUCAGCGGCACCCUCUAGUUACUGUCAUUUUGCAUCUUUCAAGGCGACGUGCUGGCAAUGAGAACAAAUUCCUUGGCUGAGCAGUGGCUCAAAUGCCGCCCGGCCUCUGGCUGUGGUAGGUCUCUUUGUCUCGCUUCCAAGUUCCUUUGCCAAGGGCUCCCUAGAUUAAAGCUACAGCCCUAUACAGAUGCAAUACUUGACUGUCCCACAAUUAGUUUCCUUGUGGGUUAGGCAGAGCAGUCCAAGUUACCACUGCUGCCGCCAGAGCUCUAAAUCAUGGGAGAGGGAUCUCCAUGUCUGAUAUGAUAGCCAUGUUCAAAUAUAUAAAAGGAUGUCACAUAGAGGAGGGAGAAAGGUUGUUUUCUGCUGCUCCAGAGAAGCGGACACGGAGCAAUGGAUCCAAACUACAAGAAAGAAGAUUCCACCUAAACAUUAGGAAGAACUUCCUGACAGUAAGAGCUGUUCGACAGUGGAAUUUGCUGCCAGGGAGUGUGGUGGAGUCUCCUUCUUUGGAGGUCUUUAAGCAGAGGCUUGACAACCAUAUGUCAGGAGUGCUCUGAUGGUGUUUCCUGCUUGGCAGGGGGUUGGACUCGAUGGCCCUUGUGGUCUCUUCCAACUCUAUGAUUCUAUGUCUACUGCCCAGCCACAGCCUGAUCUGUGUGCUAGCUCUGUGUUGGUGCAGCAAUUACUCUUGCAUGGAGCCCAGUACUGGCUGGCACUGGCUGGGAUCUGGUGGAUCUUGGGCCAUCUCAGUCCUGCCCCUGCCCUGCCAACAGAGCGCCCCAUUUUGGGGCUUUCAGCUCUGGUUGGGAGGUGUUCCUUCUCCCUACUACUGUUGAAAUCAAAUAUACCUACAAGGCUGAUAUUUUGUCACCUACUCAAAAUUUUUAUGUUUCACCAAGUGCUUCGUCAGUGCUGACCACUUGUUCUGGAUUUUACGAUUUUGUUAUUUCUUCUUAUUUAAUUAAAAUUUAAUACAUUUAUUUUGCUUUAAACAAAUAGAGAUAAACAACCAAAAUUACAAAAGAAAAAUCAAUAAUAAUAAUAAUAAUGGAAAAAGCUAAAAAAACUACAAAAAAUAUCAGAGUACAUGGCAUAGAACGUAAGCCAUUAUGGGAAAGAAAAAAGAAAAAGGAAAGAAGAAUGAGGAGGGGAAAAAGGGGGGUGGGGAGAGGAAAAUAAGCCCAAACACAAGAAGGCUCAUCUAUUGUACACUUCCGUCAAGGUCACAACAGAUCAUUAUUCUAAUAAAUUCUCUCUAUCUGCAUUCCAUACCUCAUCUUGGUAUCAGGGAACAUUUCCCUAUUUUAUAAUUUCUUGUACACCACCACCAUUAUAUAUUAUAUAUUUUAUAUAUUAUAUAUUAUAUAUUAGUAGAUAGAUAGAUAGAUAGAUAGAUAGAUAGAUAGAUAGAUAGAUCAGCAGUUUAUAAACGCUAUCAUAAAUUAAACCUCACUACAGUAGAUGUGACCUGUGCCCAAAUGCAAUACUUACCUAUUACCUUGAAGUUCUGCUUGUCCCCCACAAGGCUCAAGGCGUGUGGUUUUCCUCCCUGCUCUCCAUCUUAUCCUCACAAUAACCCUUUGAGGUAGGGCUACAUUGAGAGAGAAAGAGAGAGAGAGGCUCAAGGUCACCCAGGGAGCUUCACGGCAGAGUGGGGACUUGAACCAGGGUCUUGCCUAGUAGGGUCGAACACCAUUGCACCACACUGCCUCACUUUCUAAUCAUACUGUUAAAAAUGGUACACUAUUGUUGCGCUAAUUAAAAACACCUAAAUAUUUUUGAAGUCCAUUGAGACAGGGUGAUGCUGAUUUCGACAGAGUAAAUAAACAACCCGUUCUUUAAAUUGGUUGUUUACUUAACCUAUCUGAAGAACAGGAUGCUUAUUUGAUGUAUCAAAAUCGAUGUUUUUACAAGUGUUGAAUUCGCUGUUGGCAACGUAGAUUCACAAAUGUAAAACUUAGCAUGGCGGCUAACCCACUGCUGGCUUUUCUCCCCAUACAGAUAUGCAUUUCACAGUUCCUCCUGGCUGGUGGCUGGCAAGGCAGACCCUGCAACUCCAGGGAGAGUCCAUUAUCACCCAGAUUCCCCGGCUAGGGGAGCCCAGUGGAUGAAACAGAUUGUCUCCUUUGAUAAACUCAAGCUCACUAACAAUUUAUUGGAUGACAAUGGACAUGUAAGUGUUGUCUUGGAGAGGGCGAAGCUAACUGGGAAACAUUGAACAAUAUAAUAAUGGAAUGAGUCUUGGGUGUGGGAUGGUUCUUGCAGUUGGGUGCUGAGUGGUGCUCUGUAUCUGGCACAUAUCCUGCCAGUACAAGGGGAUCUGCAACAGCUGCCUAUAAGGCCACUGAGCCAAUUUUAAGGUUCUGCUCCUUGCAUAAAGGUAAAGGUAAAGGGACUCCUGACCAUUAGGUCCAGUCAUGACCGACUCUGGGAUUGAUGCGCUCAUCUCACUUUAUUGGCCAAGGGAGCUGGCGUACAGCUUCCGGGUCAUGUGGCCAGCAUGACUAAGCCACUUCUGGCGAACCAGAGCAGUGCACGGAAACGCCGUUUACCUUCCCACUGGAGCGGUACCUAUUUAUCUACUUGCACUUUGAUGUGCUUUCAAACUGCUAGUUUGGCAGGAGCAGGGACCGAGCAACGGGAGCUCACCCCGUCACGGGGAUUCAAACCGCCGACCUUCUGAUCGACAAGUCCUAGGCUCUGUGGUUUAACCCACAGUGCCACCCGUGUCCCUGCUCCUUGCAUACAAAGCCCUAAAUGACUCUGGACCAGAAACGCCCCCCCCCCAACACAUUUUACCUUCUGCUCCUCAGCAAGUGCACUACAAUCAGCUAAUAGAACCCAGUUGGUUAUCAGCUCAUGGUAACACAAAGGUGGGCUUUUCUACUGCUGACACCAGUGUUGUAGAAACCCCUCCCUGAUGAAAUAUGAGAAGCCCCAUCAGCAUUGGCAUUCUGCUGGCCCCUAGAGACACUGCAGUUUCACAAGUCUCCCGCUGAACUGAACUUCUGAUUUUAUUGUUUACACUGUUUGCUUUUUAAAAAAACCAAAACACACCAUUGUCAUGCUUUUUAAACUGCUUGUUCGUUGCAUAUUUUACUUGAAGACAUUUUGGUGCCCAAGCAGGUUGCCUUAUUUAAUUUGCACGAGAACAACUUGCAACCCUGAAUGUAUUUAUUUGAGAGCCCAGGCCCUCCGAAAUUACGGCAGACAGAAGCAUGGUUCAAAGUGUCCUGGACUUCAGAAUGCAUAACUUUUUGAUGGGGUUGCUUCGUUCUUUAGUGGCACCCAUCAAAAAAACUAAGCUAGAAGAGAUUGCACACCCUCCAAGCCAGAUUAAUAAAAUGUUUCAAUCAAAAUCAUUGGGAUUUACUGACUCAAAUAAAGAGGCUGUGUGGUCAAAAGACCUGGUGAGAGAGAGAGAGAGAGAGAGAGAGAGAAGCUAGUACAGGUGUGUAGUACCUAUGGUCUAAUCACUGCUUCUCAGCCUAGCCUACCUCACAGGGUUGUUGUGGGAGUUAAAUGAGGAGGUGGAGAAUCAUGGGUGCCACCUGGAGCUCCUUGGAAAAAAUGUGGAAUAUUGGCAUCCGUUGACACAAUGAACAAAUAAUGUUUAGGUAUCCUGGUUCCUAAUUGUAUAGUGCUUUGUACACCAGCAUCAUCACCUUGAACUUAACCCAGUAGCUAACUGGCAGCCAGUCAGUUUUCUCAGCAGUGGCAUUGAUAUUUUGCUCCAGAUUUCUUUUUUUUCUUUUUUUUUGGGGGGGGGCACAGUGAUUUCAUAAAUAAAUCCACCCAAAUGAUUUACAUUGCACACCAGUAGACCUUGUUGAGUCUUUCUGCGGUCCAGAUGUCUCCUCAAAGUUAGGGGUGCACAGAUUGACCCCCCUCACCCCCAGUCUGCCCCCUCUGUGACAUGGUAUACUUCAGCUAGGUAAUUUGAAACUCUGUAUUUAAUGGUAUUAUUGGGGGGGAGGUAUGGACUUUUCAGAUGGGAAUGUGAAUUGCUUCACAUACUUCAAAAUAUGGUAAGAAGCCAACUCUGCUGUGCUGGGGGGUGGGUUUCCUAUCAAGCAGGGGCCCAGACGUCUGCCCCAAAGCCUUGCCCCCGAUUGGCACCGCUGUCAGUAUCCUGCGUGGGACCUUCCUUUGCCUUUCUGCUUUCCAUCUUGGUGUUGUAGAAUGACUCAGUUACGAUCUCCCUUGCUCGUUUUAUCAUCCAGAUCAUUUUGAACUCCAUGCACAGAUACCAGCCCCGCUUCCACGUGGUCUACGUGGAUCCUAGGAAAGACAGCGAGAAAUACGCGGAAGAGAACUAUAAGACUUUUGUCUUCGAGGAGACCCGCUUCACCGCAGUGACCGCCUACCAGAACCAUCGGGUGAGUAUCUGGAGUUCAUUAUUGAGACACAAACCUUCCGUCCGGUACUUCAUUUAUCAGCAAAAGAAAGAAAGAAAAGAAAAAGCACCUUUCCCAACCUUCUCUUCGAGCCACAUGAUGGAUGGAGAGCCGGAAAAGAGAAGGCAGGAGAGAGAGAGAGAGAGAGAGAGAGAGAGAGAGACAUUGUUAAGAGCAGUCAAUCAACUGAUAUUGGUUUUUUUAAAAAAAUCCCACCAGCCACAAAACAACUAUCCAUAAAGUGUUUUAAGGUGACGUGUCCCCAGUUAAAUCAGCUCAGAUGUGAUGAGACUACGCAGAUGGGAUCAAACUGGUUGAGAUGCAAAAAUUGCUUGCAGACUCCUUUGGAAGAAAUGUAUGAAAUGCUUUGCAUAAGUUGGGCUCCAAAACCAAUCUCCCCCCUCCCCCAAAAAACCCCAAGGAGGCAAACCUAAAAAGGCACUAAAGGAAAUUACAUUUGCAAGUGCUCUCCAGUUUCUCCUCCUACUAUUACUAUUGCUACUAUUACUGUUACUAUUUUAAUGUAUAUACAAAACAGGCCUCUAAGCAGAUAUUAUGCCCAGCACAUUUUGAGUAUAACAAGCUCUUCAUCCAAGGCAGUUAAAAUAAUUCAGAAAUUAUUAUUCAAUCAGUUUCAUAAAAUGAAGAGGUGUUAACAGUGCCAUGCUAUAUAUACACACAUGCAUACUACUACUAGUAGUACUACUAUUACUACUAAAAAACCUUUAUUGUCACUACACCACCUGUGUGCAGUGAAAUUAAAUGAGCCCCCCCCAUACACUCAGUCUUGUUCGCACUCAGAAGUACCGUAUUUUUCGCUCUAUAAGACGCACCAGACCACAAGACGCAUCUAGUUUUUGGAGGAGGAAAACAAGAAAAAAAAUAUUCUGAAUCUCAGAAGCCAGAACAGCAAGAAGGAUUGCUACGCAGUGAAAGCAGCAAUCCCUCUUGCUGUUCUGGCUUCUGGGAUAGCUGCGCAGCCUGCAUUCGCUCCAUAAGACGCACACACAUUUCCCCUUAUUUUUUAGGAGGGAAAAAGUGAGUCUUAUAGAGCAAAAAAUACAGUAAGUCUCCUUGAGUUCAGUGGGGCUUACUCCCAGGUAAAGUGGGUAAAAAUUAUAUAACUUGUCACUCUGCCAUUUAAAAACAUUUCUGUGCCUCUGGGCCUUCCAUACUCAGAACUGCCAAACAUCAAGGGAGCUUUGUCUGUGGUUUCUGUCGAGUGUGAAUUGCCUCUGGAGAAGGAAAAUGCAAGGGGGGGGGGGGGACACGUCUACACAACCAAUUUUUACCAGCUUCCUAUUAAUAUGUACUAGGCUUCCUAUUAUUAUUGAGUUGUAUCCUGCUCAAAGUGGAUGCAUUGAAAUUAAUGCACAUGACUAACUCACAUUUAUCCAUUUCAGUGGGUCUGCUCUGAGUUAUAACUUAGUUGGAUGGCAGUUUCUUAUUGAUUUGUUUAGAAGGUUUUUAUAUUGUUUAGCUACAGUAAUCUCUAAGCAGCAUACAAGGGAUGCAACACAAUGAAAAUGGACAGCGGUUAAAACCAUACGAUCACAAAUGGGUGCUAGAAUGAAAAAAAUCUUCAGGAGGCACUGGAAACUCAACACAGAGGGGGUCCUGUCUGACCUCAUCGAGACGGGAGUUGCAUAAAAUUGGCCGCUCGGUGCUGAAUGCACGGCUCCUCGUAGAUCCAAACCAUGGGUAGGCAAACUAAGGCCCGGGGGCCAGAUCCAGCCCAAUCGCCUCCUAAAUCCGGCCCGCAGACGGUCCGGGAAUCAGAGUGUUUUUACAUUAGUAGAAUGUGUGCUUUUCUUUAAAAUGCAUCUCUGGGUUAUUUGUGGGGCAUAGGGAUUCGUUCAUUCCCACCCCCCAAAAUAUAGUCCAGCCCCCCACAAGGUCUGAGGGACAGUGGACCGGCCCCCUGCUGAAAAAGUUUGCUGACCCUUGAUCCAAACUCUGCAUCUGAGCCAUGGGGGAGCACUAACAGCGACCCCCCUAAAGACUUCAACAAUUGGUUUAGUGGAAGGGCUAUGUAUUUUGUAAGAAAUCUGUGCCCCCUCCCCCAAAAAACUAAAAUUCCAAGGGAUCCCUAGAGAGAGGAAAUGACUAUCAAACCACAGUGUAAGUAUUCCUUGAGAAAGACAUACAGUGGUACCUCGGGUUACAUACGCUUCAGGUUACAGAUGCUUCAGGUUACAGACUCCGCUAACCCAGUAAUAGUACCUCAGGUUAAGAACUUUGCUUCAGGAUGAGAACAGAAAUCAUGUUCCGGCGGCACGGCAGCAGCAGGAGGCCCCAUUAGCCAAGUACGGACCUCCGGAACAAAUUAAGUACUUAACCCGAGGUACCACUGUAUUCAGAAGGAGGAACAGGGGCAGCUAUGCUACAAAUAAGCCCUAUGACAGGAGUUAAAAGGGGUUGGUUUCCCCCUCCCCCCCUUUUAUUUUGUAGAACUAGGGUGUUGCAGGAGGAAGAUUUAGGAUGAAUCAGAAAAAGAGCCCCCACCUUUCUAUCCAACAGCAGGUUUCUGUGAAUGGAAUUUCCUCAUGCGUCGUCUGGAUCCAACCCACAGUCUAUAAUCCAAUUGGAAAUUGUUGUUGUUGUUGUUAUAUAUUUUUUUGUCAUCUGCCCUGCACUCAGGUCCCAGGGCUGGUCACAACAAUUUAAAAUGAAACAAUUUAAAAAAAUCCUAUUCAACACAUUCACAAAAAUAGGGUGGAUCCUUUAAAAAAAAGGCAUCUCAGGUGUCAAAGGCCGAGGAAAAGAGGCGAUUUGCAGAUUAGCAAUGUGGAUUAAAAGCAAAAUGUAUAUUCCCACCCACUUCAAAGGCAGUCGUGUUUUUGACAUAGAUCUUGUUGAAGUGACCCAGUAAGCAGUAGCUAUGAAAAUAUGGCCCUAAAUAGAUUUGUGAAGCAAAAGUGGCUGUUCUAGCACACCUGGAACAUUUACUCCCCUUGGCUUGAUCCUAAAGCAAAUUAAGACGAGAAAGUCCAAAUCUAAAAUAUUGCAGUGGUAAAACUACAAUUCGUAAAGCAUAAAACAGCACUUGUUUGCUCUGGAUCAUGGAAAGAUGCAGCUAAAUCCCUAAAGCCAUAAUUUGUUAACAAAACAGAUUAAAGUCCUAAAGCAAAAUGUUCCAGCUUCUUCUGCUGUUCUGGUGGCUUUAAGACUUUGAUAUCUCUGUUUUUUUAGUCACUGCUAAUAUAGCUAUGGAUGCAUAUUUGUCUUACAUGUUUCACGUAUGUGUCAUGCUCCCUAGAUAAUCCCAUGGCUUUGAAUGGAGGUCUUUGGGAAAUAUGGCAACUGUGAAUUGCUGGAUUUCAGCUUAGAAGCACACUAGUCCAAUUUAGCAGUGAUUUAGUAAGAACAGCCGUUAAUAACUUCCAUCCACAAACCAGUAACAACAUAGCACUUGGACCCAACCAGUUCAGACAUCUCCCCAGCGCGCUCGCUUAGAUGUUGUUUCUGUUGCACACACUGUAAAUAUUUCUAGUUACAGGUAGGUAGCCGUGUUGGUCUGCCGUAGUCGAAACAAAAUACCAAAAUUCCUUCCAGUAGCACCUUAGAGACCAACUAAGUUUGUUAUUGGUGUACAUGCUCAUACCAAUAACAAACUUAGUUGGUCUCUAAGGUGCUACUGGAAGGAACUGUAAAUAUUGUUAGGAUCAGUGAUAACCUCUCUUAAACACAAAUCAAGCAAGCUGGUUUUCUGCUGUUCCGGAGAGUAGGACCUGAACCAAUGUAUUCAAAUGGCAAGAGAUUGUGACUAAACAUUAGGAAUAACUUUCUGACGAUAAGAGCUGUUUGGCAGUGGAACUGAUGGUUGUGACUGAUGGUUGUGGACUCUCCUUCACAGGAGGUUGUGAUGGCCAUCUGCCCAGGGAUUCUUUAGCUGUGAUUCCUGUGUUGCAGGGGGGUGGACUAGAUGCCCCUUGGGGUGCCUUCCAAAAUGGCAAUACAGUGGUACCUCUGGUUACAUACGCUUCAGGUUACAGCCUCCACUAACCCAGAAAUAGUGCUUCAGGUUAAGACCUUUGCUUCAGGAUGAAAACAGAAAUCGUGCUACGGCGGCACGGCGGCAGCAGGAGGCCCCAUUAGCUAAAGUGGUGCUUCAGGUUAAGAACAGUUUCAGGUUAAGAACGGACCUCCGGAACGAAUUAAGUUCUUAACCCGAGGUACCACUGUACUUUAUAGCCCCACCACCAACUCCAAGCUAAUUGCACAGACUGUGAGUUGUACCCAACUGUUCUCAGAUUAGACUCAUGAAAAUCAAUGGAUAUAAGUUGGCCAUAGCCAUGCCUAUUAUUUGCAAUGGGUCAACUCUGGGUAGGAUUAGCACUAGAUAAGACCCCAGGUCUCUUUCUUGAUAUUACAGCUCCUGAAUUCAUAAUCUUAAAAUCACAACAACAGGAAACAGCUUACACCACUGAGUUUAAUAAAACUAGACUGGGAAGAAACUUGAAUUUGGGUUUAUCAAAGUACUACUAUUGAGUCUUUCUACCUAUGAGACUGAGGAGCACUUGUAGAGGAUUUGCAGCAGCUUCAUAAUGCCCUGAUUCACAGUGUCCCCUUGCAGCGAGGGGAACCAUGAUAGAUGAGAACAGGUUUGAAACUGGAUUGUGUUUGCAGUGCAGACAAGCCCAUCACCAGAGCUAUAGAGAGAAGGAUCAGUAAUGGACUGUGAGAGCCAGUCCAUUGCUUUUUGUUCUACUCAACUUUUUCUACAGGGCUGACAGUCCUCUGGCUGAAUAAUCUGCAUUCAGCUUUUUGAGUCUCAAAGCAAGUUGCGUAGACUGCCUAGGGAGUUGCCCUCCUCCUCUUUCUGCUGCAGCAGUUCAUCUGCUAAGCCCGUCCCUUGGUUUCUGAAGGAAUUUGAUCACCCUGGGAGGCCUUGAAGUAUUAUCUCCCCCCCCCCAAGAAGCUGGCAAGGGUUCCAUGUUUUGCCUUAAAGAAAACCUCCCACAAAAAUGUCCUGAACAUCAGUGAGACAUCACAGCUUGUAUAAACCCAAGCCUCAAGCACUGUCUGAGGUACUGCAGGAAACGCACCACCAAGGUGGUACAAAUACAGUACAUAAAAAUUGGUAAGCCGAAAAACUCCUCUUGGGGGAGGUCUCUGUUUUAUCUGGACUUGCUCUGCUGAACCAUAGAACUCAAUAUGGCAUAAAACAUGAGUUGCCUUUCUGAAGUACAGACUAGAAUAUCGAUUCUGGGGUUUCUUGUGCGUGAGAUUUGUUUUUUAUAUAAAUACCAACUUCCUUGCCAAAAUAAAUAUUGAUGUGGUCCAUAAGCCGUUGGUUUAACUGAUAAUCAGCCAAUGAACACAUUAACCACCUCAAAGGUACCUUGAAUCUGAGAAUCCAUUUUAAAUGGUCAUCCCAUUCCAACCAUUAAUGGAUUAGCUGCCUGUAUUGCUUAGUUAGGAGGAGAAACUCAAGCUUCACCCAUUUUCCCUAUAUGGAAGCGUUUUCUUUGUAAAGAAAUCAGGAUGUGUAAAACAGUAUCAAGACAGUUGGGCUGAAUAUCUACUCUUUGUCACUGCAGCAUCGCACAAGGUUACAACUGAUGACACACAGUGUCCCCAUGAAUCCUGCACAUCAACACUUUGCUGACAAUCCUAAAGCGUGCUUGCCUGGGAGCAAGCCCUACUGAACACAGUGGGGCUUACUUCUGAGCAAACCUGCAGAGGAUUGCUCUGUUGUGCUGCAAUCCCAUACAUAUGAACCUUGGGGGCAAGCCUCACAGAACUUGGUGAAUCUUACUACUGAGCAGGCGUGUACAGGACCACACAGCUGGAAGUCCCUCUGAAUCCGUGGGUCCAAUCUGAUCUGCAAAUGCAACAAUUUGCCUGUGUGUGUGUGUGUGUGUGUGUGUGUGUGUGUAAACCUGUAUUGCUGCUGAUAGUCUUUUUGUUUAUGACUCGAUUCUAAGAAACAAGAGUAGUAUUAUUCAUACUGCUAAAGAAUAUGGAACUCUGGGCCUGUAAUUUUUCAUUUCCCCCACUAAAAAUAAUAAGAUCAGAAGUGAAGCAGGCGGGGGGUGGGAAGAGGGGGAGAGGUUCCGCAAUUGCUGUUCUGACAACAUCUGAAAAUAACCUUCAUGGGAGCCAAGUGCGGUGCCUUUAAGAGACUUCUCUGCCCCCCACCUCCCGACUGGCAUUUAUCUGAUGGCUUGGGACAGCUGCUCCUUCUCUUCUGCUUUCUAUCAGUUUGACCUCUAAGGCUGGAACUGUCACUGAGGGGCUUAAAGUUUGUUUUUCAACCCAUUCCGGAAACUCACAAUCACAUACUUUAUCCUUGGAUUCGCUUAAAUAUGGGGGGUGGGUGGAAGGGGGGGGGGAGAGAAUGCCCUGUCUUUCUCCCUGGUGAAUGAAACAAAUACAGAAUUGGUCUUGUGGUGAUGGGAUGGUUUGGCAGAGGAGGGAGGUGGGGGGAGGCAUAUGAAGUGACGUCUUCUUUCAAGUUUAUUUGCAUUUCAGACAGAUCAAUGUAUGUUGGGGGUGGGGGUGGCUCUGCCUUUCCCUGGUGCCCCAAAUUAGCGUUAGCACAGAGUACAAUUUUGCAUUUGGGAGCAGCCAUGUGGUUGAACGUCCAAGGCAUAGAGGGAGAGAGAGAAUUUGCCUGUAACCAUUUUCGAAACAUCCCUGGUGCCACGACCAAAAAGGGGACCCAGUAUUAAGGAUGGGGGAGAAAUGUGAUUCGGUUCACAUUAAUUAUGACACGCACACACAAGAAAAAUGAAUCAAGUACGUAUAGCUCAGAAGAAUAUAUUACAAUAAGAAAACAAGGAUUUAUUGCAACACAUGACAGAAUCUGAUUCCCUUGCAUUAUUUCGAUCUGUGUUUGUAUGAUACUCCAUAUUUCUGCUGCGGUUGUUCUUCCUUCCUUCCUUCCUUCUUCUUCUACCUCAUGUCAAAUUCUUUUUUUAAAAAGAAACAACAACUCAUUUUUUCCUGUGUUCCUGCUUUGCUGGUGCCCAUAUCACAUGCAUAGACUGCUUAUUGGGUAAUCCAGCACUGUACAUUCCCCUCCCAAUCCUGGACAGGCGGACAGACAGACAGACACACACACACACACACACACACACACACACACACCACAGACAUGCUGUACUUGGUGUGCUGUACAUCUCUAGGCUGCAGCAAUACAGCCAUAACUAAAAGUGUUUAAAUCCCAUUAGUUGGAGCAAGAUGCAUAUGUGCUCAACUCUCUGGCAUGAAACCCAAUGUGGAUUUCAAGUGCUUAAUGUGCCCUGUGCAUACCUGACUGGGGUGGAUCCUAUUCAGUGUUCUCUCUUAAAAGGUACAAAAAUCUUUUAUUUAUUUAUAAGAAGGAAAACCAUGCUAUGAUCAAAAUGUGCUCAGAAUAAAGGGAGCUGCAAAUAAACGAACCCUAUGUACUUUCUGAGUGUUAGUUCUUUGAGCAGGUUUUGUGCCCAGCAUUCAGCCAGUUUCACUGAGGGAGCUGACAGUGGCUCAUAAAUAGCUUUGCAUACAGAAGGUCCCCGGGUCAAUUCCUUGCAUAUUCAGUGUAAAACAGAAGUGGGGAACCUAUGAUCCUACUGAGGAUGCUGGUAUGGACUACAACUCCCAUCAUCCCUGAUCAUUGACCAUGCUAGAUUGGGCUGAUGGAAACUGGAGUCCAACAUGUUCUUCAUCAUUGACUUUAUGGUGUGGCAUGCUUUGGAACAAUUGAUAUAGGAUAAAACAGAGCAACUUGCCCUCUUGAGGGCCUGGGGAUUCCACCCUCUUGGUUAGUGUGACAUUGUUGUUCCUUAAUGGCCCUUGACGUCUUUACUUUCCUUGAACCUCUCUCUUCAGAUAACCCAGCUAAAGAUUGCCAGCAACCCUUUUGCAAAAGGAUUCCGGGACUGUGAUCCAGAAGACUGGUAAGGAUGUUUUUCUUCCCUUCCUCUGCUAAGGUCCAGGUUCAUCCUAGGUUUGGAUUCAAACAUGUCCCUGGUGUAGAGAGCAAGGGAAGAUGGAGCUGGAGUCCAUUUGGGGCGCUACCUCAACUUCAAGGGAAAUCGGGGGUGCUGAGAUUUGGGAAGCCUUAUUUAGAUUGUGUCUUGGAGAAUUGGGUUGGUUGCUUGGCUGGCUGGCUGGCUGGCUGGAUUGAUUAUUCACAUAACGUCUUGCUGUGUAUUCAUUAUUCAGAGCCCAUUAUUCCUUUGAAAAGUCUAAACUCUGUCCACUCUUUUCCCACAUUAGGCCCAGGAAUCACCGGCCUGGAGCCCUGCCUCUCAUGAGUGCUUUUGCCAGAUCUAGAAAUCCAGUAUCUUCCCCUGUGCACCAGAAUGGGACCGAGAAAGGUGAGUCUUCGUCACAAUGGUAGGAAACCUCCUGCAUUCAGGGCAGCUGUGGCUUGUUAUGGUAGAUUUAAAAACUCAACCUAAGAACAGAGAAGGUCCAUAGCUGAGUAGCAGGCUGACAGCUUUGUAUGCAGAAGGUCCAACCAGGUAGAUCUGGGAGCAUCCACCUCACAGGAGCACAGGAAGCUGCCUUACAAUGAGCCAAACCAUUGGUCCAUCGAGCUCAGAAUUAAUACACUGCCUGGCAGUGGGUCUCUCCCAGCCCUACCUAGAGAUGCAAUGGAUUGAGUCUGGGACAGGUCAGACUAUUUGUCCAUCUAGAUGAGAGACAAGCUGUGAAGCUUUGUGUAUUCAGCAAAUAUGAUGUCCAACACUGAACAGUGAUUCCGGAUAUUGACUAUUGUUUCGUAGAAUUCACAGCUUGUCUUUCAUCAUACAAAGUCUGGUACCUCGCUUAAUUUAAAGAUUUUCAGAGACUUUGAGACUAAAGGUUUCAUUUUGUACUUGUUAUGGUUUGAAGGAAUUCUAUAAAGAUUAUCUAUUGCAUAUGCACAUGGUCAUCGUGUUGCCUAGACAUUGCUGACCCCCGCAGACAUGGCACCCGGGGCACACCGCCCUAUCCCCCACCCCCGUUGCAACGCCACUGGCUCCAUCACUGAGCUUUGGCCCUUCCCCAGAUUCCCAACUGCCCACAGCAGAGGCAAAUGUGCGCCCCUACAUGGAGAAGAGUUUGGAUUUGAUACCCCGUGAAAUAUACUCAGAGUCGCAAAGUGAUUUCAUGCUCUUUAUUCAGCUCAUAGUGGUGAGGAGGAAUGAAAUCACUUUGCGACUCUGAGUAUAUUUCACUGGCGACGAAGGUGGGAUGCACAUGAUUGGCUAAUUCUGGAAUUCUACUGUAAGCCAAUCAGGUUGUGGAUUCACUUCUAUCUGGAGCAGGAUUGGGUGGUUCCUGCCAACCAAUCAUACUGCUGCAUUGUUCUAGGACCAAUCAGACUGCUGCAUUCUGAAUCCUAUUGUUCUAGGACCAAUCAGACUGCUGCCUUUUGGAUCCUAUUGUUCUAGGACCAAUCAGACUGCUACAGUUUGGAUCCUAUUCAACUCAGUACAUAACACCCCGCUUUAUCACUACCCGAAGGAGUCUCAAAGCGACUAACCGUCUCCUUUCCCUUCCUCCCCCACAACAAACACUCUGUGAGGUGAGUGGGGCUGAGAGACUUCAGAGAAGUGUGACUAGCCCAAGGUCACCCAGCAGCUGCAUGUGGAGGAGCGGGGAAGAGAACCCGGUUCUCCAGAUUACGAAUCUACCGCUCUUAACCACUACACCACACUGGCUCUACAGUCAAUACAGUCAAUACAGCCAAUACAGUCAAAAGCCAGUGUACAGACUGGCCCCAGAGAGGCUAGGGAUUAAACCUGGCAUCUUCUGCAGGCAAAGCAUAUGCUCUUCCUCUGAGCUGUGACCCUUCCCCACAUGGAAAAAGAGGAUAUCUCACUCUUCCUAAUGAUAGGGCCAAUAAUGGGUAAAUGUGGGAAGAGUCGUUCAAGCGCCACAAGUCACUUCGUUGGAACAAGGGACAGCCUUAGUAAGAGUUAGGGAUUCCACCCUCCACACGAAGCUCUAAGUGUGCGCUUGGCUUUAAGUGGUGUGAUGCAAAGGAGCCUUAAAUUAGAUGUGAUUAGCAGCCAGAUCCACUGACUAGUCGAGGCACAGUGCCUGGAGAUUUGCCAGUCUGGUUUAUAGUCUUACAAGAAAAACAUCUUGCUCACAAAAGAGAAAGCGUCUGAGUUACUAGCAGAGCUGCAGCGGGAGGAAGCUUCUACUUCUUUAUUUCCCUUCUGCAAGCUGAUCUGGUUAUUCUUCUGGGGUUUUGCUGCUAAUGCCCACGGCUGCAGAAACCACCCCAAGCACUUACUUGCUCAGGUGGCAAACUUCACAAUAGGCUGUUUAUCCUAUUUAAGCAAGUGGGGCUCACUGCCUCUUCCUCAAUCCAGUAGUUUCUAUCCAGUGGCCUCAAUGCGCCUGAGAAAAACAGGUUUCCACAAGCAAAGCUUUCUGUAUUAGGUGCACAGAAUUCUUCUGCUCUGCAGGGAUGAGAGACCACUAUCAAAAAAUGCUGUAAAGGGGAACCAGGCUCCUGAGCAGGAGGUGAAUGAAUCUGGAUCACACCCUCCCUCCACCUGCCUUCUGGAGUCCCAUUCCAAAUUGCCCUCCCUCACUCCAGCCUCUGCGAUUUACGCUUUAAAAGCCAGCCACAGAGUUGCCAAUUGCAUGGAGGGCCUCGUGCAUUUAGUUUGAGCCUUUGGGGAGAAUGACUCAAAGACCUGCUGAAUUGCAAUUUAAAGGGGGAGGUCUGGGAGGGCACCCGAACACAUAACCCAUACGGCCCCGGGAUUCUAGUGGUUGAUAUAUUGUCCCUGUGUGCCUGAGCAAAACAUUUCAGAGUUCCCUUUAAGUACAGAACUAUGGAAUGCCCUGCAAACAGAGACUCUGCAGGCACCUUCAAAUGCCUACAAAUAACCUUUUUGCUAUUCCACCUUAGACUUAUGCAGACAGUUAAGAGCACAUCUUAAUUCCAUGAUAGUUAGCUGAAUGAUAGUUGGUCUCUAAUUUUAAAUUUGUUGUGCAUUUUCAUUAUACAUAGAUAUCAUCGUAAACUGCUUUGAGGUUUUCUUAUGAUAUAAUAAAUAAUGUCAACGAUCCUAUCAAUUUCAGACAGAGUCCAGAGGGUGGGGUAUUGUGGUUUUUUAAAUAUUUAUAUCGGGAAUGAUGAAUACUUUAAUCUGGAGCCAAUUGCGACUGUGUUAUUUGCACCGUGUAAGGCCUUAACAGGGCAAUCCAAGGAACGGCAGUUCAGAAGUCUGGGAUUUUCAUUUACCUGGGGGCAAAUCCCACUGAACCCGAUAAAGCUUACUUCUGAGUAGGCAUGUACAGGAUACAGUGCAACUAUCUGAAUUUGGGUGGAUUUGAUUUUGGCUAUUAAUUAGUAUUUUUUUUAAAAAAAAUGUGCAUAGAGCAAAUUUGUUGGUUUGAUAUUAUUAUUUAUUAGAUGCAUGUAACCACCCAUUGAUAAAUGUUCCCUGCGUAGUUGACAAAGAAAAUAAUGUCAACAGUUUUAUGUAAAGGAUUAGUGCAAUGCCAUCAUUAUUUUCAUAAACCUACAAUGAUGCCCGAAGAAACAAUUGUUCAUUCAAAAACGAGAAUCUGAAGUUUGAUUGAACCAAAUCACAUAUUUUAACAACAUGUCAUAUAUAUUCUCGAAUACAAAGCAAAAAAGUUAGUAUUAUGUCAUCAAAUGACAAACACAGCAAAACCAAAUCUAAUCAAAACUUAACAUCUAACAAUAUAAAUAUUUAAUGGUAAAGUAUAAACACAUAUUUAAUUGUGAAACUGAAGGAUGUUGCUCAAAGGCAGACUCUGUUUCCGUGCAGACUAUACAUGUAUACUCCAAAUAAAGCCCAUUGAAUUCAAUGGAAUAUUAUCAGAUAAGUAUGCAUAGAAGUGCAUAAGCAACUCAACUAAUGGCAAGGAGACUCGUGGCAUGUUAAAGAGGAACAGAAGUCGUUAUGGCAUUAACUUUCAUGGGCUAGAGUCUACUUCAUUGGAUGCAGGUGAAAAUAUAUGUCUGUUUGUCCGUAUACAUAAACACAUACUGUCCUGCAUCCAAUAUAUAAAGAUAAGAACAUUUACUGGCAUCUAUUGAUUUUUGGCCCCUCCAAUUUUAUUUCUUAAAUUUGCAGACCAAUCCUAUGUGUGUGUACCCACAAGUAAGUCCUUCUGUGUUCAAUGGGACCUACUUCCAAGUAAGUAUCUACAGCUUGCAGCUGUGCAACCUGAUUCUAUGCAUAUUUUACUCAGAAUUAAGUCCCAUUAUACUUAGUGGAAGGGACGCGGGUGGCACUGUGGUCUAAAACACAGAGCCUAGGGCUUGCUGAUCGGAAGGUCAGCGGUUCGAAUCCCUGUGACGGGGUGAGCUCCCGUUGUUCGAUCCCAGCUCCUGCCCAUCUAGCAGUUCAAAAGCACAUCAAGUGCAAGUAGAUAAAUAGGUACCACUCCGGCGGGAAGGUAAACGGCGUUUCUAUGCGCUGCUCUGGUUCGCCAGAAACGGCUUAGUCAUGCUGGCCACAUGACCUGGAAGCUGUCUGCGGACAAACGCCGGCUCCCUCGGCCUAUAAAGUGAGAUGAGUGCCGCAACCCCAGAGUCGUUCGCGACUGGACCUAACGGUCAGAGGUACCUUUACCUUUAUACCUAGUGGGGCUUACUUCCCAGUAAGAGUGCACAGGAUUGCAGCCUUAGGGGUUUUUUCUUUUCUGAUUUGCCUUGACUUUUCAAAAGCUGCACCAGCUUUUUCAUUUACCGCUGCACCCCAGACUCUUUUGCCCCAUUUCUUUAAUUAGGGCAAAAGCUUCUUUGCGGCCGCCUCUGUCCUCAGAUAUAGGGACGCGGGUGGUGCUGUGGGUUAAACCACUGAGCCUAGGACUUGCUGAUCAGAAGGUCAGCGGUUUGAAUCCCCGCAACAGGGUGAGCUCCCGUUGCUCGGUCCCUGCUCCUGCCAACCUAGCAGUUCAAAAGCACGUCAAAGUGCAAGUAGAUAAAUAGGUACCGCUCCGGCGAGAAGGUAAAUGGCGUUUCCGUGAGCUGCUCUGGUUUGCCAGAAGCGGCUUAGUCAUGCUGGUCACAUGACCCGGCCAAUAAAGCGAGAUGAGCGCCGCAACUCCAGAGUUGGCCAUGACUGGACCUAAUGGUCAGGGGUCCCUUUACCUUUACCUUUCCUUAGAUGCAUUAUAUAAAAUUAUAUAGUGUAUUAGCAUGCACACACACUUCAGUUUUGAAAUGUUCAAAAAUAAUUAUAAGGAUAAACAUAAAUCCCAGGGAAACAACAUAAACCAGAGGAUAGAAUAUUUGUUUUACUUCCAGAUUGCCUGCCUAUGAUGCUGAAACUUAAAAUUAGUUAGGGAUUUGUUUUGUUUGGCUUCUCUUUAACCUCUGAGGCUUUCACUCUCCUCAACAAUCACCUGAGCAGAGCAUUUUCCAUGUUCCUCUUCUUGUUCUUUAAACCAAAAGAGAAGGAGCAAGAAAACACAACCGCCAGUAGGUGUGUUUAGCCUCUUGCAGGACCCCCCUAGCAAACCCAUUAGGCACCUCUAUUUGAUUCCUUUUCCAUUACCCAGAGUAAACAGUUGCACAGAGAAUCUUGGGGGGUGGGGGCCUUUCCUCCCUCCCCCCAGCACACUCCAGGCCUAUUAAAAUAAAGAGAAGUCUCUAUUUGUUUAGUGUUAUACAAUUGCAAAAAUUUCAAGCGUGUGCAAACUUGUCACUCAACUCAGCUCUAUUUAUCACAGUCAGAAUGCCUUGUCCCAGGAGCACAGAUUUCUGCUGAACACAAUGUUAAACACUUCAUUUGAGCGGGGUGGGGGGUGGAAGCUGCUAUCCCUGGCAUUCCUCCUCUCCCUUCUGUUAACUUAAGAUCAUUGAGCUAAGAAAAAACAACAACGUACACACACACACACACACAAAAAGGGCUGUCCUUUUGUUUAAGAAACGUGGUCGCACGGAACAGAGCAGCGUCUCAGUAGGUGUAGGUGUGCAGAAGCUAUUUCUAAAGCUUCACCCAAGAGCUUAGUAGAACAUGCAAAGCAAUCAAUCAAAAUCUCAAUCUCCUCCUUUAAUCAUCCAGAAAUAAUAACUGCACUCCUUGGUUCAGAACCCUCCUCUCCCCCAAGCCUCUACAAAACAGGUGGUCACAAUCUCUGGUUUAGCACUGUGUCCAAACCAGGAAGGUCCCACGGCUCCCAGUGGGAGACCACCUGCGUUACAGGCAGAAGGCUCCAGGUAGGAUUGGGAAUUCCCCUGCCUGAAACCCUGGAAAGCUGCUGCCAGUCCGUGUAGACAGUACUGAGCUAGAGGGACCGAUUGGGGCUGCUCAGCGUGAGGUAGCUUCCCACAUUCCUUCGGUAGUGGUUUGUUUUCCUCCAGCAAACCAUGGCCAGUAGCAAACCGCUUCUGUUUGUAAAAUCGCAUCUUAUUCUCAAUCUCUCCACCGCACUCCAUUUAGCACUGGGGACAGGGCAUGUCUCUGGGGUGACUUGGUGUGCUUUGAGUGUCUGGGCCCACAGCUCCAAGAAAAGGAGUGGGACCAUAGGUUGGCAUUGUUAGGUGCUUGCAGAGGUCCCACUGCCCAGUGAAGGGGCUGCUGCCAUUCGAUGUAGUCUCUUCCUUUCUGACGUGGCCUGUUUAUGUGUCCCCUCUAAGCAAGCAAGGAGCGAUCAAUGUGGGAAUAUGUAGGAGACUCCUUCUCAUGUAUUGUCUCUUCCUUCCAAGUCAGGGGUGAUGGAGGUUAUGCUCCACCUUCACAGCUGGAGGCAAUGUACUUCCAAAUACCAGUUGCUAGAAACCACAGGAGGCUGGGGAAAGUCUCACUUGUGGGUUUCUGGUGAACAUCUGGUUGGCCACUGUGAGAACAGGAUGCUGGACUAGAUGGGCCACACUGGCCUGAUCCACCAGAACUGCUCUUACAUUCUUAAGGAUAUUAGGCAAAUCAAUGGCUAUCAAUGGCUGCUCACCAUGAUGGCUAUGUUCUACAUGUGUUCAGCUUGUUCUAUGUUCAGCUUGAUCUGGCAGGACUCCUCUUCUGGUGUCAAAACGGCCUAGAAGCCAAAGCACCUGGGGCAACCAUAUACCUUAUUUUCUAAUGACGUUGCUUGACAAAAGGUCAGAAUUGGGUGCCUCCACCAUAUUGUACACCCUUUCUCUACCACUUGCUGGUAACCACAGGCAUCUUGUGCUUGCUGCUUUCCCAUCUGGUUGGCCACUGUGAGAACAGGACGCCAGAUUGGAUGGGCUGCUGCCCUGAUCCAGUAGGUUAUGUUCUUAUCUGUAAAGGCGCAUGUUUGGGUUACCUGGCUUCACUCUGGAGUGAUGGGUCCCCUCUCUAGAGGUUAGAUGGACACCUGGAGGUGACCUGGAGUUUCCAAGCUCCCUGCUAGCCAACUGACUCUUGUGCUUUUCUCCCCCCCUUCCUCUUUGGCGCCCCCUGCAGAUGUGGCGGAGAGUCGUCGGGAAUACGAGAGGGAUGCAGCCAGCGGGACGCCACUCCACGCAGAUCCUGCUCACCAGCAGCUCAUGUCCCGAGUGUUGAGCCCGGCGCUCCCUGUGCCUGGUGGAGGGGGUCUGGUCCCCCUCACCAGCCCAGCAGGGAGCCGGCCCAGCCCCCCACACCACGAACUGCGGCUGGAGCCAUCCACUUCGGAGCCCCUCCACCACCACCCCUACAAGCACCCGGUCUCUGCCUACGACCAUUACCUGGGGGCAAAGAGCAGGCCAGCCCCCUACCCUUUGCCCAGCAUCCGGGGACACAGUUACCACCACCACCACCACCACAUGAAUUCGGCGGCUGCCGCUGCAGCGGCUGCCGCUGCAGCCAACAUGUAUUCCACUGCCGGAGCUCCCACCAGCUAUGACUAUGGACCAAGAUAACCUUUGAGACGCAAGGUCCUCUAGCUUAUAUGACUGGCUAUCUGCAUGGGUUUGAACGGCUCAGUAGCAUACGUUUUCAGAGAGCACUAUCUUGUCGAAAGAACAUCCCCUUGUCUCACCUCCCCGCAAAAAACCAACAACCCUUUCCUGUUUCCAUGAGGGGGUCCUUUAUCUCUUGCACACGCUUUCUACUCCUCAAUGUCUUCCCUUCUUGCAACGUUGGAAUCAUCCUUCAUGACUUGGUUUCCUUCCUCGUCCCGGAGGGGGAAAUGAUCAGCCUGCUUCUCUUGACAUGCGUGAUGGAUGGAUGGAGGUUGGGACUUUACUCGGAGCAUUUUGCACCGCCUGCCGCCCUGCUUGGAGGGCACCACCGUUCUCGUCCCGUCCCGUCCCCGACACAGUGAUUGGCAGCUGCACUUUCCUCCCCUCCUCCCUUUGCUUUAUAAAUGAAGCCAUAUGUUGUUCUGUUGCCCUUGCUGCUGUCAUCAUAAUAACCUUUUAGUGUUUAUGCAGUUGUUUACCUGCUCAGAGUGCUUGCAGAUUGCUACUUACAGCACUGCCACAGUGCAGGUAGGUCAGGUGAUCGUGCCGACAUGGCUGUGGACCUAAAGCGUGAGCAUCAGAACAGCUCAGUUUUUAUUUUUGCCUGAAUUUUAGCUUGCCUACCUUACCGCUCUAAGGUAGGUGACAAGCUUUAUCUGUCAGCUGAUAUAGGUAGAUGGCAGACUUCCCCAACCUGGUGCUCUCUAAGUGAUUUGGACUACAACUCCCAUCAGCCUUGGCACGGACAGGAGAAUUAGUCCAGGACAUCUGGAGGGCAUUGGCUUGGGGAAGGCAGGUGCAAAUCCAUUAGUCAGUGUAACAGUGGGGAAGGACCAUGAUUCAGUGCAGAAGCCCCCCAGGUUGCAUCUCAGAUCAGAGGGCAGAUUAUGGGGAAAGCCUCUACCUCCGAGACCC
Molecule: messenger RNA, 47296 nt
Organism: Podarcis lilfordi (Lilford's wall lizard)
Lineage: Eukaryota; Metazoa; Chordata; Lepidosauria; Squamata; Lacertidae
Source: the annotation of a GenBank genome assembly